AUCAGCCCUGAGUGCUCACUGGAAGGACAGAUCGUGAAGCUGCAGUACUUUGGCCACCUCAUGAGAAGACCCUGGAAAGACCCUGAUGCUGGGAAAGAUUGAGGGCACAAGGAGAAGGGGACGACAGAGGACGAGAUGGUUGGACAGUGUUCUUGAAGCUACGAACAUGAGUUUGACCAAACUGCGGGAGGCAGUGGGAGACUAAACAACAAGGUCUGGCACUACCAUCUGUCAGGGAUUCUUUAGCUGCGUUGCCUGCAUUGAAGGCGGUUCGACUUCCUUCCAACUCUCCAAUUCUAUGAUCCUAUGAACAAAUUCCUAAGCAAACAAAACGAGAAAAAGCGUGUUGCGCUGCAGGCAAAAUUAGAUUGCUUAGCAAAUGAAGCAAGGAAUAAAAGUUGCCAGCGUCGAUUUCUGACGCUGAGGACAACACCAAAAAAGGCUUUCCCUUUUCCGAGGCAAGGCGGCUGGUGGUGCUCAAAAGCAUCCCAGCAGCGUGAAAACCUGACAGCCAUUCCCGGGGGCGCAGUUGCCGCCUCCCCGCCUUGGCUCUGCGCUCGGGCGCGCAGCAUGUGAUUCCGGGCCGGCCGGAGCCAGGGGAGGGGCUGCCGGGGCGGCCUCUUCCUUCUCCCGCUUAGCCCUGCCCGCGCCGGGGCGGGGAGGCUGCCUGAAUCACGGGCAUCAUGUGCCCGAUGCCCGGGCUCCAGCGGGGCAUUUAAAUGCCAGCGGGCGCCGGGCCCGGAGCAGCGCCAGCUUCCGCCACCAUCUCCGCCGCCGGCCCGAAGCAGACGCCCGGCCUGAUCCAUCUCGCCCGGAGAGAGACGAUUGCGCGCUCCUCGACCGGGUCCUGCUUCGCGUCCGUCGCCGCGCUGUGCGCCCUCGCCGAGACCGCUCGCCAUGAGAGCCAUCCCCGCGCCCGGGAUCCGCUUCCUGCGCUCCUUCUCCAGGGACAGCUGGUAAGAAAGGGCAAUCCGGGCCUCGCCUUGCCGGGCUGGCUGCUGCUUGGGGCGCCCUCGGGGCCGGCGCCGCGCCGCGCCGCGCCUAAGCUCGGUUUGGAGAGGUCGCCUGUCGGCGCUGGCGAGGGCGCUUUCCCUGAUUCUCUCUCGCCUCCCUCCAUUGGCUCAGCGACGGAGGGUGGAGAAAGAGAAGGCUUUAUUUUGCAGCUGGGGUGACAACCCCCCCCCCCCGCUGCAUGGGUUUGGGAAUCUGGCUUUAGGCUUGGAAUCGAGCCGGCCUGGAGAGGGGGGAAGAGUGUUUGCUGCAUCCUCCUCCUGAUUCAAGGGUUUGGUUUUUGCUUUCUUUCUUUUCUUUUUCCUUUGUGUGUGUGUGGCGGCGGUGGUGGUUUAUCUCUAACUGGUGGGAAAAAGAGCACGCUGACUCAGAGAAACAAAGCCCAGCUGUGUGUAGAGAAAUGCCGCAGAGAGGCUUCUGGCUGGCUGCAGCUCAGCGGCGCGCAGCACGUGCCCUGCAUGCAAAAAGGCUUCAGGGUUCAGCGCCAGCAUCUCCAGGUAGCGUUGGAAAGGACAGGCGGUGCAGACAAUAGCGAGCGAGAUGGGGCCUGGCUGGGUUCAUUUGCAGACACACAAGCCUCUCUUUUCCCUCAAAAGAAUUCUGGGUGCUGCUGUUUACCCCUCACAGAGUGGCAAUGCACGGGCAGAUCCUGGCGAUAAGGUUUACCUGUCUGUUUUUACUGUAUUUUGUUCCUUCCAGAAUUUGAACAGCUCUGCAUUAAGUGUGUGUGUAGAGAGAGAGAGAGAGAGAACACAGUGUAAGAAAAUAGAAUAUAACGUUAAGAACAUUAUGUUAAGAACAUGAAACUGGCAGGAAUUAAAAACUGCAGGAAUAAAAUGGACUAAUAACUUGGGGCGGUUUGAGGGGAAAGAAGUGUUUUCAACCAACAGCAAAAACAUAAUGUUGAGGCUUGCAUUCUUUCUAGAAAAAGAAUUUUGGAGAACUGGUGCCACAGUGCUGAAAGCAAGGUUGCAGUGCACUUGGUGGCACAUUUAUUUGUUCUGUAAAGUGGGCUGCUAAAGUGGAUGAGUUACAGCCUCUAAGGCUCACCUGCCUCACAAGGUGGUUGGAAGAAGGAACAUCCUGUAUGCUGCCUUGAGCUCCCUGGGGUAUAAAUAAAUAUAAAUGAUUUGUGGGCAGAGAGAUAGGAAACCUGUGGCCCCCCAGAUGUUGCUGGACUAUAACUCCCAUCAUCCCUGACCAAUGGCUAUGCAGGGAUGGGAGUUGUAGUCUAACAAAUCCCAGGUACCUCAGCAUGUUAGACUGGCUUUUGUAGGAAAGAUCUACUAUCAAGAUACUAAAAUCUGGAAGACUUCUGCACGAGGGUUUUCCAUUUGCAAUCCAAAUGGGAUUUCCAUUCUUCUGCAACAUUUUUCCAGAUAUUCCUCCACAGGAAUUUUUCUAAAGUAGAUGCAAAACGUAGCCUUGGAACCAGCCCAGAGUUGUGACAUAGUUAAUCUUGGAAGCAUUUAGAUUCACAAUCCUAAAUUAUUCUUAAAACUGAGCCUUAAAACUGAGCGGUAUGCUGCUGUUACGCCAUCCAGUCACACUUCAAAGUUAUCAUUUUGCAGAUUGGUCCUUGUUGUAUCAGCUUCUUGCUGGUUUCAGAAGUACUUUGUCAAAGCCUCUCAUUGCUAGUUUAUAUAGAGUACCCAGGGCUUGCAUUUUCACUUUUUCGUAAUUUAUUUUCCGUAUUUAUAGAUGGCCUUUUGAGGUUCCCCCUAUCACGGUAGCUCCCAGCAUGUUAAAAACAAUCGAAGUAAUAAAAACAUAACAAUAAAAAAACACAUCAACAAACCUAACAAUCCUCAAAGCAAUAUUAUAAAAAACAAUUAUCAGUAGACUCAAAUAAUACAAGUGUAAAAGCAAACAGAAAAAAUUGGGAAGAGAAAAAUACCAACAUAAAAAUGAAUUUAAAGCAGUUUGGGUUUUUUUUAAAAAAAAUCUUAAGCAGGGAGUUCCAUGGGCAUGGGGCAAUCACGAAAAAGGCCCUGUCUUCUGUGGCAGCCAUUAUAAUGCUUCUUGAUGUCAAACCAACAAACAGGGCCUCAGAGGCUAAGCCUAAGACUCGGGCAGGUUUAUACAAAUAGUCCUUCAAGUAUUUUAAGGCAGGGUAGGGGAACCUGCGGUUGUCCUGAUGUUGUUGGACUACAACUCACUUUCAUCACCAACCACUGGUAAUGCUGACUGGGGCUAAUGGAAGUUAAGAGUCCAGCCACAUCUGGAGAGCCACAGGUUCUCUGUUCCUGGUUUAGAGCUUUGAACCAUCACCACUUUAAGUUGGGCCCAGAACUGAAGGAGCUGAUGCAAAGUAAACUUUGCCUGCUGUGCUUGAAUCAGCUACAUUUUAUCUCAUUCACGCAGGUGUUGAAAGGAAAAUAAGUUCAGGCUGAUUGCAUGGGGCUGGAAGAGGCUCUUGUGUUUACCUGGCUUCACUUAAUCUUAAGAGGAUAUCACAUCACCUGCAAGAGACUAUCUAAAUCUCAGUUUAAUUACUCCAACCGCAGGGGUUAUACUGCCUUUCUUGGGAAGCAGUUGCAGACAUUUCCUAGCAGAAAUUACACUUCGAUCUUUUGAGGUCCAAUUGCUACACUGUGUGACCCACAUGAUUCAGUUUUCAGUCGUGUGUUUGCAACACUGAAUAGUUCCACCCCCACAUGUUUCUGUAUGCCAUUGUUCAGUAAUCAGGUCAUCUCACUGCAGCGCCGUCUUACAAAAUGAAUAGAAUAAGCUUCCAAUGAAUAUACACAAGCAGAACACUUUGGGACUAGGCAAGGCAUUUUGCAUCCUUUUGGGUUUUUGCUUUUUUGUAAGUACCGUACGUAGCUUUCUUCUAAUUUCUACGUGGAUAUUCAUUUCUUGAUGCUUGCAGGGUCAAAGCAGUAACUUGCAUUUGUGAACGAAUCUCUGCAGGUGAAACACACUCGACUCCAUCCAUUCCAUACUAGACACUGUUUUUCUGUGGGGGGGGGGGUUGCACGCUAAUCUGCAAGAGAGCAAGUUGUGCUUGUGUUGCUUUCGAAUGCUAGUCCCCAGUUGGGGUGGCCCUGUGCCUUACUUACAGAGGAUAGUCCUUUACAUUUAUCUGAAGGGCUGUUAGAGGGAAGUCCUCUAUUUGAAUUGUCAUCAGGUCCUCAUCUGGUUUGCGGGUGGCGCUGUGUGUUAAACAACAGAGCCUAGGACUUGCCGAUCAGAAGGUCGGCGGUUCGAAUCCCUGCAACAGAGUGAGCUCCCGUUGCUCAGUCCCUGCUCCUGCCAACCUAGCAGUUUGAAAGCACGUCAAAGUGCAAGUAGAUAAAUAGGUACCACUCCGACGGGAAGGUAAACAGCGUUUCUGUGUGCGCUGCUCUGGUUCGCCAGAAGCGGCUUAGUCAUGCUGGCCACAUGACCCAGAAGCUGUAUGCCGGCUCCCUCGGCCAAUAAAGCGAGAUGAGCGUCGCAACCCCAGAGUCGGUCACAACUGGACCUAAUGGUCAGGGGUCCCUUUACCUUUAUCUCAUCUGGUUUAAAGAUAACACAUCACAAGGAGGACGGGCCCUUUAAAUUGCUUAUCCACAACCAGCAGCUGGACACCAGACUGAGCAGACACAUGGAUCACCUAAUCCCAGCCUCCCCUGCUUUUUGAUUCAGAUUAUUCCUCUCUAAAUUUGCAUCUAUAUGUAUACAUUAGCACGUGGAAAUCAGUGCCCUCUUUCCCCUCUUGUUCAGCAAUGUAAAAGCAGCCGCCCAUGCCCUGAAUUAUUCUUGUGGUUGAUUCCAGCAGUCUUCAUGAUAGUCAAGAAUAUAAGAAGAGCUUGUUGGGUCAGGCCAGUGACCCAUCUAAUCUGGCAUCCUUUCCUCAUAGUGGCUAGUGAGGGGAUGCAGGUGGCACUGUGAUCUAAACCACUGAGCCUCUUGGGCUUGUUGAUCGGAAGGUCGGCGGUUCAAAUCCCCCCCGAUGGAGUGAGUGCCUAUUGCUCAUCCCCCACCAACACUAAAUGAUUCUUUCUUUUAAAAAGGUAGAAACAAUCAAGUUAAGAGGGAGUAUCAGUCAAAGACUCCCUUCAGUAAAUCAUUCUUUGCUGCCUUUGCAAAAGUAAAGCUAUUCCAAAUCUUGGGUGCUUCCCCCGCCAUGGUUCUGGCAGCAGAAAAUCUUUCGCAGGGCCUCCGAUGGCAAGUGAAAUUGCCAAUCAAGCUUAUGUGAAGGAAGGCAACUCUUGAGAAGAAAAGGAAAAAAAUGCAAUUCAAGCAAAAAUUCUAGAGGGAAGUAAGAAAAACAAAAACAAAAUCCUGAAGAUUUGAGGGUAAACCAUAUACAGCACGGGUCUGCCCUUGUGGCUCGCUGGAAGUUGAAACUGCUUCGCAUGUACUAUUACAUUGUCGUCUUUAUGAGGAUAUACGUUUGACUUUUAGUACACCUGUUUUGCAAAAGUCCAGGAAAGAAUCGGAACACCAUAGUUUAAAACUACUGCUAGAGGACAAGAAUCCCAAGACUACAUUAAAUGUAGCCAAAUUCUGUGCGUCCGCAAUUAAUCGCAGGAAGCAAGUGGUACCCCAUAAUGACCAAACCCCCAAAUGUUAAUUACAGGGGGCACGCUAAUAAUUAAUUUUAAUUUUUUAUAUUUAAGUCCUUGUUAUAUUCAUAUUGUCCUCUGUAUUUCUGAAUUUAUUUUUUUUUUAUGAUCUGUGAUAUUGUGUGUGUUGACGCUAGUCUGUGACCGUAUUAAUAAAUUCAUUCAUUCAUUCAUUCAAUCCUGAAGAAGACAACUAAAACAAAACUUUACAAGCUAGGCCAAAGGCAUAUUCAAGUAAAAAAUGUCAGAAGAGGCCUCUUGCAUCAGACGAAAAGCCCAUUUAGCUCAUGAUACUGUUUUCUAUAGUGGCCAACCAGACAUUUAUACAAACCCUAGGGGCAGGACAUGAGAGCAAUAGCUCUGCCCUGCUAGUGCUCCCCGGCAGCUGAGGGCAGUAGCCAAGAAAAGGAGUUCAGCUAGUGCAAGGACUUUUGUCUCUGCAGCAAGACUUCCCUUCCCCAUCCCCUGCACCCCUUAAAUCUGUUCUGGGGUUACCCCCUACCCCUCUGGAGCAGAGCAGAUUUGGAGAUGGUGUGCAGAGAGGAAGGAUAGAGAGAGAGAGAGGAAGUUCCAUUCUCCACCAUGCCAGUGGGAAUCCUUCUGCUAAGGGAAGUACUUGGAAGUAUGCGGGUGGCGCUGUGGUCGAAACCUCUGAGCCUCUUGGGCUUGCCGAUCAGAACAUCGGCGGUUUGAAUCCCCAGGACGGGGCGAGCUCCCGUUGCUUUGUCCCAGCUCCUGCCAACCUAGCAGUUCGAAAGCAUGCCAGUGCAAGUAGAUAAAUAGAUACCACUGCAACAGGAAGGUAAAUGGUGCUUCUGUGCGCUCUGGUUUCUGUCAUGGUGUUCUAUUGUGCCGGAAGUGGUUUAGUCCUGCUGGCCACAUGACCUGGAAAGCUGUCUGUGGACAAACGCCAGCUCCCUCGGCAUGAAAGCGAGAUGAGCGCCACAACCCCAUAGUCACCUUUGACUGGAUCUAACCAUCCAGGGGUCCUUGACCUUGGAUUCUACUGUGGUUAUUCAGAAGCAUGGUUUAUGCCCCAGUCCUGGAAAGAGCACAUUGCCAUCAUGCCCAGUAGCCACUGUUUGCUUUAUUCUGAUGUCUAAAGGCAGACGGGCAGAGAACUAACAAACACAGAAUUCCACAAAGUCCAAAUGCAUUAUUAGCACAUGCACGCAACCACACACGUUCCUCCCCCCAGGUAAUGAAGAUCAUCUUGCAGAUGUUUUCUGCCAUGACCUCUUCCUUGCCAAGCAGCGCUUUCCAAGACUUUGUUUCCUUCUGGCAUUCUUUGCCUGUACACAUUGCGGCCGGCCGCUCUCUUCCUUGUCUGCCACUCCUUCGUUUCGGAAUCCUUUAAAGUGAUUUGUUAGGACAUCCUCCGGAUGACCAGUUGGUUCAUUUUAAAGCGGUGGUGGUGGGAUUCAGAUCCAGGGACCGAGGGCAGCCUUCAGGGCAAAGCCUUCAUUGCAUCCCCAAUGCGUUGGCCUGGCUGGAAUGUGUCCUUAACCCCCCAUAUUGCCUCUUGCUCUUCACGGAGGACAGGGAGGUUGUGUGUGUGUGUGUAAACUACACUACUGCACAAAGGUAAAAAUAUACAUGCAUUGGUCUGCCCACAUUUGCCUCCAGCUCCUCCUGCCAUUGCCCUUUGGCCCUUGGACUGAAAUAACAUUUCUCAUCUCUGUUUUGAAGCAGCUGGAUAAAGGCUCAGAUAGGCAAUGGUUGCUCAGAGUUGGGUUCACCACCAGAGGAUUUCUCCAAUUGUACAUGAGAAAUAAAGAACUUACUUUAAUGCGGAGGAAUGAAAUGGACCAGUAGCUUUGGUGACCGACUAAAGGUAAAGGUAAAGGGACCCCUGACCGUAAGGUCCAGUCGCAGACGAUUCUGGGGUUGCGGUGCUCAUCUCGCUUAUUGGCUGAGGGAGCCGGCGUACAGCUUCUGGGUCAUGUGGCCAGCAUGACUAAGCCGCUUCUGGCGAACCAGAGCAGUGCACAGAAACGCUGUUUACCUUCCCGCCGGAGUGGUACCUAUUUAUCUACUUGCACUGUGUGCUUUUGAACUGCUAGGUUGGCAGGAGCAGGGACUGAGCAACGGGAGGUCACCCCGUCGCAGGGAUUUGAACCACCGACCUUCUGAUUGGCAAGUCCUAGGCUCUGUGGUUUAACCCACAGCGCCACCCGAGUCCCUUGGUGACCGACUAGCCUGGCUCUAUUUCUCUUCUGUUUGUCAUGUAUGACCACCUUUGCUUUCCCCAGUCCAGAUCGUCUCAAUUAUCCUGGGCUUUGGCUCCUUGGAGACCUGACCUGCUUUGCAUCUUCCCAUUAACCUACUGCUCUAAUUAGAGGGAGGGAAGCCUUGAGUGUGACGCAGUUAGCUUGGUUGCUUAAGGGCCCACUCAUCUGCCUAAUUAUGAGUCUAAUUAUGCCACUACCUAUAAGGAAGCAGGCACAAUAGAGGACAGGCCUCCUUCCUUUUAGCAGCUGGGUACACAAGAGGUUUCGUUUUGUACAGGAGAGGGUUUGUGGCUUGGUAGGUGCAACCUGUCAUCCGGGGAUGACUUUAAAAGGCACCUGCUCACAGCAGACCUGUUCACUCAAGGUCCUAAGAACAUUGUGCCUAAACUAGACGUGAUGUUGGGGUCGGUCCAUCAUUAGAUCUGCAGUGGCUUCUCUUUUCUUUAAAAGCAACCUCCGGGACUUGGGAGAGGUGGCAUUGGAUUUGGGGAUUUGCUGCUAGAGGAGGGGAGAUUAACUCUCCCUGUGAUAGUCCUCACUUUGAUUUCCUCCUCCUCUGAAGGUCGUAUUAGCUGUGGAGGACAAAAAGGCAGCUAUCCAGAUUGUACCUGGGUUGUUGUUUUACAAACAAGCAAACAAACCCCAUACUGUGGCUCACAGCAGCUUGGGGAAAGUGUUUCUGUUAGGAAAACUUACUUAUUUUGUUUGCUUAAACCAGGGGUGGUGUAGUGGUUAAGAGCGGUGGACUCGUAAUCUGGGGAACCGGGUUUGCAUCCCCGCUCCUCCACAUGCAGCUGCUGGGUGACCUUGGGCCAGUCACACUUCUCUGAAGUCUCUCAGCCUCACUCGCCUCACAGAGUGUUUGUUGUGGGGGAGGAAGGGAAAGGAGAAUGUUAGCCGCUUUGAGACUCCUUAAAGGUAAAGGGUAAAGGGACCCCUGACCGUUAGGUCCAGUCUCGGAUGACUCUGGGGUUGCGGCGCUCAUCUUGCUUUACUGGCCGAGGGAGCCGGCGUACAGCUUCCGGGUCAUGUGGCCAGCAUGACUAAGCCACUUCUGGCGAACCAGAGUAGCACACAGAAACAUUGCUUAUCUUCCCACCGGAGCGGUACCUAUUUAUCUACUUGCACUUUGACGAGCUUUCGAACUGCUAGGUUGGCAGGAGCAGGGACCGAGCAACGGGAGCUCACCCUAUCGCGGGGAUUUGAACUGCCGACCUUCUGAUUGGCAAGCCCUAGGCUCUGUGUUUUAACCCACAGCGCCACCCACGUCCCUUUUUUGAGACUCCUCAGGGUAGCGAUAAAGUGGGAUAUCAAAUCCAAAUUCUUCUUCUUCUUCUUCUUCUGCCCUCCAGGCUGCAGCUCCCAUCAUCCCUGACUACUGACCACCUUGUUGGCUGGGGCUGAUGCAAGUUCCCUGACAUCUGGAGGUCUGCAGGCCAUUUAGAUAGGUUACCAUUAAAAUGUGAACUAAAUCAGAUUUCCCCCCCACCCCUGCCUGUAACUCAGUGUCUGACGAAGCCGUUUCCAUAGAUGGCGCCUCACUGAAUCACAGGCUUCCAAAGAAAUAAUCAUAGCUGGAUAAGUUUCCAUGUUCAUACUGAAGCUGGGCUCUUGAUGAGUCGCAAUCAAGAAGCAUUGGGGGCGGGGUGGAAUUAUGUUAUGCAUCAUGAUUUUUGCAAAUAAUGCUGGAGGAGAAGAGGAAUAUUUUGUGAGUGCAGAAGUGAGCUGAGGGCAGGGUGGAUAAAAAUCAAGGAUUUUUUUAAAAAAUAAAAAAUCAUAUUUUUUAUUUAAAUCAGAUUUUUUAAUUUAAAUCGAUUUUUUUUAAUUUAAAUCAAUUUUUUAAAUUUAAAUCACUUUUUUUAAAUUUAGAUUGAAUUUUUAAAAUAAAAUGCUUUUGGAGGAAAAUAUAUUUCUAAAGAUAGUUUUCUAUUUAAGUUACAUUAUAGUCCAAAGGCCAUCAGGAAAUAAGGAUUUGUUUUAAGUUUUACUUGUGUGCUGAAAAUCAGUCUAAGGGUUUUUUUGUGUUUUUUUUAAAAAAAAGUUUAACUGCAUCAGUUAACAAACAUGGAUACAUAUGCUAUAAUGUUAUUGUUUUAGUUAAAUAAAUUGUUAAAAUUGUUAUUAAGGAAAUGAUUAUUUUUCUCCUUCCAAUAAAGUACAGCAGAAAAGUUGUCCAAAUAUAAACAGUUAGCUUAUUAAACCUCACCCUAAUUUCAUAAUUAUCUGUCUAUGUAUUUCUAAUAAUAUAACCAAAUCAGUAAUUUUUGUUAUAACUGUAAAAAACUACUCUGAAAAUUUAUUAUUUCAAAAAUGAAACCUUUAUCUGCUCGUAAAUAUUAAGAUUAUACCAGUAGGAAUGCCUUUCUGAUAAAAAAAGAGCUUUCCCCACGUCACUCCCCUUUGACUAUCAGCAUCUGUGACGUUUCUUGGUUAAACAUCCACAGACUUAUUGCUCUUCCUUAAUCCCCAGAGAUUUGUUGGCCGCUGAAUGUGUGCGGGGAGUCCCUUUGCAAGGAAGGCUCAGACACAGGAUCAGGGAACCUAUGUUUCUCCAGAUGUUGUGCAUCUCCCACUCCCAUCAGCCCCAGCCAUCAUUGGCCAAGGAUGAUGGGAACUGGAGCCCAGCAACAUCUGGAGGACCACAAGUUCCCCAUCACUGCUCCAAACUCUCUCUCUCUCUGUGUGUGUGUGUCUCCUCCUACUUACUGCUCACAUCUGGUUCCCUGUAAGGUCGGCAGUCCAACAUGCAGUUGGAGAAAAACAAAUACGAUGGAUAAGUCUUUAUAGUUGGGUGGUGAUGGGGGAAAGCAGGUAGGGUGACUGACAAGGAUGUGCAGGAAUGUUCCUUAGAGCGGAUCACGCUGUACCUUUUUUCUCCCACGCUUUCAACCGUUGGAUUAAGCAUGCUUGCUUUCUUCUGCUUAUCUUGCUUAUUCUGAUGCUCCCCGUCUAUCUCUAUGUAGAUGCUUGAUAAGCAUAGGGAAAUGUCAAGUGCUGGUUGGCCUCUAGCAUGGAAGGAAGGAAGGAGCACAUUGCUCAGUGACAGAGGGCAUGGUUUGCAAUGUGCAGGGUCCUUUGUUUAGCCAUCGCAUCUCCAAGGAGGGAAGAAGAAGACCUAAACACCACGAGAACCGCUGCUGGGCAGGGUAAUGUGCUGAGCUACACGAACCAGUGGGCAGAAGCAUCUUCCUAGGAAAGCAAGGGGUGUGUAAAGCCACAGUGAUCCAUGCGACGGUCACCUCCAGGCUUGACUACUGUAAUUCGCUCUACGCAGGGCUGCCCUUGAAGCUGUCCCAGAAACUCCAGCGGGUGCAGAAUGCUGCAGCGAGGCUCCUCACAGGGUCUCUGCCAUGAGAGCAUAUUCACCCAGUGCUUUUCAAGCUGCACGGACUCCCGGUGGAGUACAGGGCCAGAUUUAACGUGCUGCUUUUGACCUUUAAAGCCCUUCACGGCCUAGGACCCUCGUACCUACAGGACCGCCUCUCCCUGUAUGCCCCACGGAGAGCCUCAAGGUCCAUAAAUAGCAACACCCUAGUGGUCCCGGGCCCUAAGGAAGUUAGAUUAGCUUCAACCAGAGCCAGGGCCUUUUCAACUCUGGCUCCGGCCUGGUGGAACGCUCUGCCUCAUGAGACCAGGGCCCUGCAGGAUCUGAUUUCUUUCCGCAGCGCCUGUAAGACAGAGUUGUUCCGCCUGGCCUUUGGCUUGGAGCCAAUUUGAUUCCCUCCCUCCCUCUCUUUCUUUUUUCUUUUCCUUUCUCCUCCUGCGACGAGGCUACAUUUUAAUGUUUCAUUAUUUUAAUGUUGUAUUUUUUGUUUUUAAGUUGUAAUCAUUCAGCUUGUUUUUAUUAUUGCUUGUAAGCUGCCCUGAGCCUGGCCUUGGCUGGGGAGGGUGGGGUAUAAAUAAUAAUAAUAAUAAUAAUAAUAAUAAUAAUAAUAAUAAUAAAUUCUAAGUAGACCAAUCCAGUGCAGCCCUGCAUGGGCUGUUUCAUUGCUGAGUUAUCAUUGGGGAUUGGGGUGUGUGUGUGUGCGCGCUGCUGAGUCCCAGCUGUAUUUCCUGUCCAGCUGUCACUGUAACAGCUUAGAAGAGUGCUAUGAACCUAACUGUAGCUGAGCAUGAUGCUGUUGCAUCACAUUGAUCAUGAAACAUCCCUCCUCACCUUGCCAAUGUGCAGUCCUGUUGGGGGUGAUGCCAAACAGAACAGGUUGCUCCCUUGAGGUUUAUACUUGCUUCGUUAUUUUGCAUAUUUCUUUCUUUUUUAAAAAAAUCAUCUUUAUUGGUUUUUCAGUUACAUACUCCACAUACACAUAUAUUGUAUUACAUUUUACAUUUCUACUUGCUCUUGAGAGCUGACUUCCCUCCUUCCUCGUCCCCACUUUUUUGUAUCGCAUCUGACGUUAUCCAUUUUGCAUAUUAUUGUUCUUCUUCCAUAUUUGUCCAUAGAGUAUUUGUACACAAAUAAAUCCUUCUAUUUACACAAUUCUUGUUGUCUAUCUAUAUUCAUUUGCAAUUACUAUUAGUUACAUUAGUCAUGUUAUACAUUUUGCUUCUUUUUAUUUUUAUUAUCCGGUAAAUUUCUUUGUAUUUCACAUUAUGAGGUUUAUUUCAGUUCUACUGGUUUCAUUAUUUCACCUUAUCUUUCCUAUAUACAACAUAAUUUUUUCCCAUUCUUUUUGAAAUGUUUCAUCGCCCUGUUGUCUAAUUUUCACUGUUAAUUUAGCUAAUUAGAAGAAGCAGUAUUUUGCAUAUUUCUUGUAUGAUUGCUGUCCAGAAGAGUUGGAUUUUGGGACAUUGCCACCACAUGUGGAGGUAUGUGUCUGUGGAGGUGCAUCCUCUCCAGCAUUUUGGUGAGGUUCUUGGGCGUAUUAGCGCUGGUGAUACCCAGAUGCCCUGGCUAACACACCACCAACUACAUGCCCUCCGUUGGGGUUUUUGAGGGCGGUUAUCUUUGGAUGGGCUAGCAGGCUCCUAGGUGAGAGAUUGGGGGUGGGGGGGUACUGAUGUGAGUAAAUGCAGCUUCCCAACGAGAGACUGAAUGCUACAAAGCGGCCUCUGUGUUGUGAGAGCAAGAAUGUCAUUGUGAGUGUUGGCUGAUUGUGCUGCUUUUAUGUAUUUUUGGCUGGUCACAUUUAUUGUACAGUACUUUUUCACCAUCCUUUGAUGGUGGGGAGGAGGUACUUACCUGACCUUCUGGCAGGUGAAUUGCAGCUACUUACUGGGAGCAGUGCAAAUGCACUAGCAGGAAGCCCAGAUGGGCUCCUCUAAUGAUUCUAGACACCAGGCAGGUCUCACGGUCAAAUCACCUAUCCCCUUCCUGGUUAGCAGCUAGAAGGUCAGGUAAGCAGCUCCAACUCCACCUGAUACCUGCUGCUGCUGCUGUGUACUCUGAUUUGGGGGGAGGCUUUAUAUAAACAAACCAUAUUACAAAUUUUUAAUUUAAUUAAUUAAUUUAAUUAAUUUAAUUAAUCAAUUUAAUUAAUUUAAUUAAUCAAUUUAAUUAAUUAAUUUAAUUAAUCAAUUUAAUUAAUUAAUUUAAUUAAUUAAUUUAAUUAAUUUAAUUUAUAUACCACCCUAUACCUGCAGGUUUCAUGAAAGUUAACAGGAUAAAUCAGAAGAUAAAAGCAGAGCAUAACAAUAUUCUCCUGCUCUUCGCUGCUUCUCUUUUUCUGUCUCUUUCAGCUCCUUUUUGCCUGUUCAGUUUUGGCUAAUUUUAAAGCAGAAGUAAAACUGGCCGUGAAAAGAAAGAAGAAGAAAAAAAGAAGUAGUUUCAUUACUUCCUGAGGAGGAUGAAAUAGCAGGAGCGUGGCACUCUGUGCAUGCAGGGAGUCUAGCUUUGUCAACAAUUGCCACACAGUCUGUUGUGUCUAGGAUAGACAGGACAGGAACAAGGAUACAGUGACAGAUCCUCCCGCCUCAGCAGUGACUAAAUGGAUGUACAGUCAUACCUCGGGUUACAGCCGCUUCAGGUUGCGACCACGCAGAAGCACUGAAUCGCACUUUGCGCAUGCGCAGAAGCGCCGAAUCGCAACCUGCGUCUGUGCACGCACGGGUUGCGAACACUGCGGGUUGCGAACGUGUCUCCCGCAUGGAUCACGUUCGCAACCCGAGCGUCCACUGUAGUUGACACGUGAUUUCUAUGAUCCGCUGAUUCAAAAAACAAAACAUAUAGAUGGGAAAAGAAAAGAAGAAUUCUUGGAGGGGGCUUGAGAUGUCUAUUACUAAGUGAAAAUGCUGAGUAGUGAAUGGAAACCACCAAAUAUGUUUCUUCGAACUCCUUUAGCAACGUGCUGUUACACCAGAGGUAGGGAAGCUGUAGCCCUUCCGAGAUAGACUCCAAUUCCCAUCAGUCGCAGCCAGCAUGAACAAUGGUUAGGGAUGAGGGGAGUUGGAGUCCAACAAGGUCUGGAAGGCCUCAGAUUCCCCAUCCCUGUGCUAUUUAUUCAUUUAUUUCUUUUAUAUACCACCUUUAUCUUCCAAGGUUCUCCUCCAGGGCCGUCUUACCCAUAGGCAUGAGGGGUGCGGGGCACCUGGCUGCCGGGUUCUCAGGGGUGCCAGGCCAAGAGUUGAGUCCGGCGGGCUCUUCUGUUGCUGGCAGCUCUGCACCGCAAGUUUGGGGGUGACCGAGCCAGCUGGCGCCCUCCUGCGCGCCUGGGACUGAGCAACCAGGGGGGAGGUGCUGGGCGGAUCUUUGCACCUCAGCGCCACAUAUGCUUAAGACGGCCCUGUUCUCCUCCCCAUUUCAUCCCCACAAACAACCCUGCGAGGUAGGUUAGGAUAAGAGAUGGCGACUGACUCCAAGUGAGCUUCAUGGCUGAGUGGGGAUUCAAACCUUGCUCUCCCAGGCCCUAGUCCAGGCUUCCUCAGACUCGGCCCUCCAGAUGUUUUUGGCCUACAACUCCUAGCAGGACCAGUGGUCAGGGAUGAUGGGAAUUGUAGUCUCAAACAUCUAGAGGGCCAAGUCUGAGGAAGCCUGCCCUAGUCCAACACCCUAACCACUUACGCCACACUGGCUCCCAGAAUGUUUCCAAGCACAAUUCAAAGUUGGUGCUAACCUUUAAAGCCCUAAACGGCCUCAGUCCUGUAUACCUGAAGGAGCGUCUCCACCCCCAUCAUCCAGCCCAGACACUGAGGUCCAGCGCCGAGGGCCUUCUGGCCAUUCCAUCACUGCAAGAAGCCAGGUUACAGGGAACCAGGCAGAGGACCUUCUCGGUAGUGGCACCCGCCCUGUGGAACACCCUCCCAGCAGAUGUCAAGGCAAUAAACAACUAUUUUACUUUUAAAAGACAACUGAAGGGACAACAGGGACAACUUCCCUGUUUAGGGAAGUUUUUAAUGUCUGAUGUUGUAUUGUUUUUAAUAUUCAGUUGGAAGCCGCCCAGAGUGGCUGGGUUAACUCAGCCAGAUGGGCUGGGUAUAAAUAAUAAAUUAUUAUUAUUAUUAUUAUUAUUAUUAUUAUUAUUACCGAGCAGAUUAUGAAGUUGCUGCCUUAAUUUGACUUCAUGAGAACCUAAGAAGGACUCCCACUGGAUCAUAGCAAGGACCUGUCUGGUCUGGCCUUCUGUUCUCACAACGGCUGGCCAGAUAUCUAUGGGAAGGAAGACCACAAGAAAGACUGGUAUUCAGAGUCACACCACUUUUGAUGCUGGAGCUGUUAUAUAGACCUGGAGGCGCUGGGAACCUUGCAGUCCAUGAAUGUAGCCAACCCACUGUCCAAAUUAGUAGUCACCACUAUGUGAAGAAGUCCUUCCUUUUGUCUGACCCAGAUCUCCAAACGUUCAGUUUCAGUGAAUAAAUGAAAGCUCCUGUCCUUCUUUCCACUUUCAAGGCAUUAGUUACAGAAUCUGGCGAAGGACAUACCACCAUUGUUCUAAUCGUUCCUCCCGAUCCUGUGUAGUUCUUUGCUUCCCCUUGUAGUUCUUUGCUUAGCUUCCCUGAUCAGGCUGCCUCUCUUGAGCUGAGUUGCUGAGAUCCCUCUUUCCUUGAAAGGCAAAAUGAGUGAGUCUGUGGCUUCUGCUCCUCACCGCAGGCUGAGUAGAGCUGUCCUCACAUGGUUGAGUUUCCACCGCUGAUCCCAUGUGAUUAUGAAAACAUGCUUUUCCCCAUCGCUACUCACUUACUUUGGAGAAUGGAAAUAUGCCGAUGUUAUUUCCAUUAACAAAAAAGGAACCAGCAGUAAGCAGCAGGCUGGCUGACUUUGUCUAAUAUUUUCUUACACCUGAGGCUCAAAUUCUUCACUUCCCACCUCAUUCCUUUAGCAGCUUAACUAGGAACAAAUCCAGUUGAACUCAGCUACAUAGGAAGCUGCCGUAUGGAGUCAGAUCAUGAGCCCAUCAGUAUUGCCUACACGGACUGGCAGCAGCUCUCCAGGAUUCCAGGCAGUGGCCUCUCCCAUUCCUACUUGGAAAUGCUGGGGAUUAAAAAACAGGACUUUUUGCAUGCACAGUGUAUACACUGAGCUUUGAUUCCUUUCCCGAAAGGAAGAUUGUAGUCCUCAAGGUUCUAUAUAAUGAUCUGUUUAAAUGGAAACAUAGGGAGCUUCCUGAUAUUGAUUUGGAUCAUUGGUCCAUCUAGGUCAGUAUUUCCUACACUGAUUGGCAGCUGGCCUCCAGAGUUUCAGGCAGCUAAAUCAAAAUUUACUUACAUAUAUAUAUAUAUCUAUAUAUGUAUAUAUAGUUAGAUUGGAGGACAUGGCCUGCCACACUCCUUUGCCAUGCCCUAUUUAUGGGAACUAAAUAGUAAGAUCUAUAAAUAGUGAGAUCUAUAAAUCUCAUCUAUAAAUCUCUCUAUAAAUAUAGUGAGAUCUAUAAAUAGUGAGAUCUAUAAAUAGUGAGGUCUAAAUAGUGAGAACAGGCAGCCCUGUUUAGGGAAGCUUUUGAUGUUUAAUAGGUUAUUGUAUUUUAGUGUUCUGUUGGAAGCCACCCAGAGUGGCUGGGGAAACCCAGCCAGGUGGGCGGGGUAUAAAUAAUAAAAUUAUUAUUAUUAUUAUUAUUAUUAUUAAUUAUCUUUGCUUCUUUGAGUAGGACCAUUUGGGGGAAUAUUCUGUAUAGGAAGAACCAUAGGAAGAACCAUUCUGUAUAGGAAGGAGGCAAACACUUUGGCUAAGGAAGAUAUAAUCCAAACAGAGAAAAGGCAGAGAGAGCCAAGGUUUUGGAUUAAUAGCAUGUUGGGGCCUCUUUCUAAAGAUCUGCUUUGAAAGCAGUGGCUUUUGGUUGUUGUUGGGAGUGUCUCAGUUGUGCCUCCACCUACAUUUGGCCAAUAUUCUGUAGGCAAUGAUUACAAAACACCAGUAAGCCUCUGCUUCCCUUGGUAUUUUCCAUCCUCAGGGGUGACCUCGAUUACUGGGACAGUUCCUGAGCAGUUUUCUUAAGUGCUGCAUAAAAUGCUUGGAAGCAGCAGUCAAGGAAGUGUUUUGAUGCAAAACAUUGUCCUGCCCUCUCUCAGGAAACCACAAGACAAAGCAGGGAGGUUCUGCUGGCGUGGCUGAUACUGGACAGCCCCCGAUUCCUACAUCCUAAAAGCAGAGGGGAAUUUCCCCAUGCAGACGGCGGCCCCAAAGGAAAACACAUUUGACCCUUGCAGAACGAUGUUAGCAAAUCUGCAAUGGAACUUCCUGGAUCUCAGAAGUCUACCUGUAAGGAUGACAAUGUCUUGAUCACUGAAAAGAAAAAGGCUGCAGAUAAGGGGGAAACGCCAAGGAAGGUGGAGGAAGCUGCCGUCUGAAAAUAUGAACGAGACCUUUGGAAUAUUUGCUGGGGUCGUUUUCAAGCAGGAAUGUUUUGAGUAAAAGUAUUUUUAUUUUUAUUUUUUGUAAAAGGCUGGAAUAGGUUCUAAUGUCCGGGUGUGGUGGCUACAUCACUGGGGUGAUGGCCAGAACCAAUUGCAUGGAUUAACAAUAAGAAUAACAACAACAACAAUAAUAAUAAUAAUUUAUUAUUUAAUCCCCGCCCAUCUGGCUGGGUUUCCCCAGCCGCUUUAACAAAGUAUUAAAAUACAGUGGUCUGUUAAACAUUAAAAGCUUCCCUAAACAGGGCUGCCUUCAGAUGUCUUCUAAAACUCUGGUAGUUGUUCUUCUCUUUGACAGCUGGUGGGAGGGCGUUCCAGAGGGCGGGCGCCACUACCGAAAAGGCCCUCUGCUUGGUUCCCUGUAACUUGGCUUCUCGCAGUGAGGGAACCGCCAGAAGGCCCUCGGAGCUGGACCUCAGUGUCCGGGCUGGACGAUGGGGUGGAGAUGCUCCUUCAGGUAUACUGGUCUGAGGCCGUUUAGCACCAAGGUCAGCACCAACACUUUGAAUUGUGCUCGGAAACGUACUGGGAGCCAAUGUUGAUCUUUCAAGACCGGUGUUAUGUAGUCUCGGUGGCUACUCCCAGUCACCAAUCUAGCUGCCACAUUCUGGAUUAGUUGUAGUUUGUGGGUCACCUUUAAAGGUAGCCCCACGUAGAGCGCAUUGCAGUAAUCCAAGCGAGAGAUAACUAGAGCAUGCACCACUCUGGCGAGACAGUCUGUGGGCAGGUAGGGUCUCAGCCUGCGUGCCAGAUGGAGCUGGUGGACAGCUGCCCUGGACACAGAAUUGACCUGUGCCUCCAUGGACAGCUGUGAGUCCAGAAUGACUCCCAGGCUGUGCUCCUGGUCCUUCAGGGGCACAGUUACCCCAUUCAGGACCAGGGAGUCCUCCACAGCUGCCUGCCCCCUGUCCCCCAAGAACAGUACUUCUAUCUUGUCAGGAUUCAACCUCAAUCUGUUAGCCACCAUCCAUCCUUCAACUGCCUCCAGACAGUCACACAGGACCUUCACCGCCUUCACUGGUUCUGAUUUGAAAGAGAGGUAGAGCUGGGUGUCAUCUACAUAUUGCGGAUUCAAUACAGUUUACUUGGAAAUGUCUUAGGAAACUGCUUUGUCCCAAGCCAGCCUCUUUAUCCAUUUAGCCCUAGUGCUGGGAUAGAAUCACAUAAUUAUAAAGUUGGAAGGGACCCUGAGGGCCAUCUAGUCUAACCCCCUGCAAUGCAGGAAACUUUUGCCCAGUGUGGUGCUCAAACCUACGAUCCUGAGAUUAAGAGUCUCAUGUUCUACUGACUGAGCCACUCCAGACAUAUCUAAUACAGGGCUGGUACUCUGCCACUGUGCUACAGUGCCAUCCCUUAAACCAGGGGUCAGCAAACUUUUCAGCAGGGGGCUGGUUCACUGUCCCUCAGACCUUGUGGGGGGCCAGACUAUAUGAAUGAAUUCCUAUGCCCCGCAAAUAACCCAGAGAUGCAUUUUAAAUAAAAGGACACAUUCCACUCAUGUAAAAACACGCAGAUUCCCGGACCAUCCGUGGGCCGGAUUUAGAAGGCAAUUGGGCUGGAUUCAGCCCCCGGGCCUUAGUUUACCCACCCAUGUCUUACCAGUGGUGUCCAAACUUUUUUCAGAGAGGGCCAGAUUUGAUGAAGUGAAGGGCCAUGAGGGCCGACCAAAGGGCCAACCAAAGUUGUUAACCUUUUUUUAGGAUUGAAGUUUUUGAGCUUUUUUAUGAUUUGACCCCAAAGUUGUUGAGCUUUUUUUUUAGGAUUGAUGUUUAUGAUUUUACCCCAGGAAAUAAACUGCCACAGGGGCUGGAUUAAACCAACCAGCGGGCCAGAUUAGGCCCCCAGAUUAUGCCUUCCUUAUACUGAAUCAGAACCAUUGGUCUGCCGACUUCAGCAUUGUCUCUGGGGAUGGGGAACAAAUUCCUGUCCUGAUGUCAGCCAGAGGUGAAGGUGCGGGUAUGAACUGGCCUUGGCUUUACACAACAGAAGAGCGAUCUGCAACCAGCAAUGCUAAAAAGGAUGCAAUGAUUUAUGCAGCCAGCUCUCCGAGGAUGACAUAGAAAGGAUGAGUCAGGUGACUUUGCUGGCUCUUGCUCAAUUUAUUCCAGCCUCUGUUUCACCUCUUGAAGGUGAAGAAGAUCAGAGGCUGGAGGGACUUUGCGACAUGCAGUUCCGUGGUAACGGAUGAUGUAAAUUCUCUGCUCACUUGCUGGCUGGCUUUCACAAACUAUGCCUUCCUCUGCAUUUACUCAGAAGUAAAUUUUGCUGAGUUUGACAGGGCCUAUUCUUAUGCAAGUGUGUAGGGUUGCAACCCAAGUGGAUGCUAAACAUGCAUAUAGUGUAUAUAUCAAAAGAAAAAACAUCCCCCUGGUCUUUAUAAAAUGCUGGUUUAAUUUUUAAUUUUAAAGGAUUAAUACUAGUUGCCUGUUUUUGGAAAUCUGAUUGAACUGUUUGGGAAGAAGGAAACUUACAUUUUAACCUGGAAACCCUUCAUAUUUUAAAGUUGUCUUAUGGGUAGAAAUUGAGCUGUUUCCCCCCUCUGUAGUGCUGGAAUUCUAUUUCUAAUGAUAUAAUAAAAUUGUAAGGAUGUUGUCACGCUGCAGUUUGGCAAGUUGUAAAGGGGUGGGGAAGGGGAUUUGCUCAGGUGUAAAGGGAAGGUAGUAGCUGGGGUUGGCGAGCAAAGCGAGCAGGAAAGGUGGCCCUUAUUUUUGCAGUAGUAGUAGAUCAUGUGAUCUUUUCCGUGUGGUCAUGUGAUCUUUUUCACGUAGCCUUUGGCUUAUAUGCCAUUAAGCUCUUUGGGUCAAGAGCCUGCCCUAUCGUACUUAGUAGUGCACCAUGCAUUGAUGGUUGUAACAGCAGAACAACAGGCUUUUUAGGGUUGUAGCACCUGUCUUUUCGAAUGCCUUCCCCAGAGUUAGGCACCGACCCUGCUGUCUUUUCAGUACCUGCUCGAAGAACUUUUUCACACAGCCUUUCAUUAAGUUGAAAUUGUUCUCAGUCUGCAUCUGCACUGGAAUUGUUUUAAAUAUGUUCGUAUUAUUACCACAUGCCAUCUGCUGCCCCGGGCUCCUUUGGGAAGAAGGGCAGGAUAUAAAUUUAAUGAUAAUGAAAUAAGCGGUAGGAUUUUCUUUUGAUACACGGUGCCCUUGGAUGUAGAGUUAAAGCAUACCAGUUUCUGUAGCUUAAACGGGGAGUAAAAUGACCUCCCAGCUUUGGUUCUCUUCCCCCCAGAGGAUGUGGUAGACAUUUAUUUUUCUGCAGCUGCUCAAGCAAGAUGGUGAGACUUCAGCCGUCAGUCUUCAGAGAUAACAGUUAAAGCUUAUCACUGUUUUCCAUCUUUCUCGCUGUUUGCUCUAUCUUUCAUGUGUGUCUUCUUUUCUAGGUACCGGGGAUUAAUUCUUGUGUUGACGUUCCUGUGUUAUACCACUUUCCAUCUCUCACGGAAGCCCAUCAGUAUAGUAAAGGUACGUAGCAUCGGUCCCCAGGGGUGAGGGGCUAUCUUUGGACACAAGGGGGGGUGGGCAUGCAAUCCUAUACAGGUUUCCCUGGGAAGAAGCCCCAUUGAAUUUUAGUGAGAUCCACUUCCAAAUAAACAUUAACUGGCUUCAGCUGUAAGAAGGCAUAUUUGAACUCUUCCCCUUCCUCCACUUCUCUCCUGUUCCUCUGAUGUAUCCCUGUAAUGUUUUCUAGAUUGUAAGCCCCUCGGGGCAGGGACCUGUUGUCUUGUGCCCUUUAAAAUUGCAUCCGUACUGAUGGUGCUAUAUGAAACCAGCAUGCCUGGGAUCUUGGUGUAUGGCCUGUCCCUUUUUAUAUAUUAGUUUUUAUUAGUUUUCCAAAUUUUAACAAGUCAAACCAAAUUAUUUAAUCUGAUACAAUGUUUUUUAAAAAUAAAAUAAUUUGGUUUCCAGCUCCUGUUACAAGCAUAUGUCCAUUGCUUCCUGAUGUUGCCACUUCAUUCUGUUUUUUGUUGCAUCAAUUAAGUGUUUUAAAUUUGUUGUUAGCUGCCCUGAGCCUGGUUUUCUGAACCAGGAAGGGCGGGGUAUAAAUAAAAAAAUAUUAUUAUUAUUAUUAUUAUUAUUAUUCAUUCUUCUUCUUUAAUUGCAUUUUCAUCCUUCUGUUAAUUUUAAUCCAUUUUCAUAGCUGGCCUUUCUUGUUUCCUUGCAAUCAGCACCUUUGUUGUUUGCCAGAUGUAUAAAAAUACAUUUUCGCAUGUGUAUCCCUUCCGGCGCUCUGUGUGUAAAGAUAAUUUAUUGGGUGUGUGGCCUGUCCCAAGGGUGCCAUGUUGAAUAAAAUAUUGAGGGGAGGAGAAGCUAAGCCCACCCCACAUAAUCACAAGAUGCGCACAUGCUGUUUGAAUGGCACUGCCCCCUCAAAUAUUUUAUUGGGGGUCCAAAGGGACCACAGCCCCUAGGAGUUGGCUCCCAUUUCCUGUCAUGAGAGGGGUUUCAUUCCCAUUGAAGGAACAGGUUCAGAGUACAUUUCCGAGCACAAUUCAAAGUCUUGGUGCUGACCUUUAAAGCCCUAAAUGGCCUCGAUCCUGAAGGAGCGUCUCCACCCUCAUCGUUCAGCCCAGACACUGAGGUCCCGCUCCGAGGGCCUUCAGGCGGUUCCCUCAUUGCGAGAAGUGAGGUUACAGGGAACCAGACUGCGGGCCUUCUCGGUAGUGGCACCUGCCCUGUGGAAUGCCCUCCCUUCACAUGUGAAGGAAAUAAGCAGCUAUCCUAUCUUUAAAAGACACCUGAAGGCAGCCCUGUUUAGGGAAGUUUUUAAUAUUUAAUGCUGUAUUGUUUUUAAUACUCGAUUGGGAGCUGCCCAGAGUGGCUGGGGAAAUUCAGCCAGAUGGGUGGGGUAUAAAUAAUAAACAAAUUUAAAAGAGAGUCUCUGCGACCUCCUGGAUUCCAACUUGCCACUAGAAUCUUGAGUGGCUUUUGUAGGUAGGAGUACUUAAGCCCAGUUUAGGCUGCUUAGCUAGGGCCAUUCCUGGCCUCAAUUGUCCGGUGACCUCCCAUCUGACUACUGCAAUGGGCAGGGCUGCCCUUGAAGACAUUCUGGAGGCUACAGCUAGUACAGCAUGGCUUUAUGGUGAUUUUCAAUUGUUCCAUUUCCUGCCGAUUGUUUCUAUGUACGCCUCUUAGAAAUGUGAAUCGUUAGGCGGUAUAGAAAUGUCUUAAGUAAGUAUGUGACUGCUGGGCUGGUUAGCGGGGCAGCCUGAUGGGGCCAUGUGUUGCUGAUCCCAAAACCUCUGCCCUGGCUGUCAGUGAGCUACCAGACCAAAUUCAAGGCAUUGGUGCUAAUCUUUAAAGCCCUUAAUGGCCUGGGACCAAGGACCUAAAAGUGUGCCAUCCCCACUAUUCGCAACCCCUACGUUUGGCAAGUGAAACCUUGUUGGCAGUGCCACCACCGGAGGCUGCCCAGUUGGCGUUGACCCACGACAGGGCCUUUUCAGUGGUGGCUCCCCAUUUCUGGAAUGUUCCCCUCGGUGAGGUGCAUCUGUCUCCCUCAUUAUUGACUUCCAGGAGAUAUUUUAAAACAUCCCUAUAUACCCAGGCGUUUGGUGGCUGAAGCAUGCCGCUCCUGGCAGCCCCGAAAUCACCUGUGGAGAGAAUGCUUUGAAACUGUGUUUGCUGUUGUUUUAAAUUCCUAGGAUCAUAGAAUUGUAGAGUUGGAAGGGACCACAAGUAUUGUCAGGUCCAACCCCCCUGCAAUGCAGAAAUAUUUUGCCCAAUGUUUUUCUCACCCUGGGCUCUUUGGGCAGGAUGUAAAUUUAAUGAAUGAAUAAAGAAUCUCUGACUCAUGCGCCUGUUCUCUGUGUGUGUUUCCCCCCCAGAGUGAACUGCAUUAUAACUGUUCUUCGCGGGGACCCAAUCCGCACAAUGAAUCAAACAGCACUACCUGGUGUGACUGGAAGCCUUUUGGUAAGGCUGCAUUGGUUUUCUGCUGUAUCUUUCCCCAGAAGAGUAAACAUACACCCUUUCUUGGCCUUCCUAAAGUGAUGGAGGACAGGGCAAAAUUGUGUAGCAUACAGGCGUUGUAAGGUAGGGAAGGACCAUAGGUCCAUGACAGAGCAAUUGCUUUGCAGGUAAAGGGUCGCACGGUCAGUUCCUGACACCUCCAAGUAGGACUGGCAAAGCUUCGAGAGUCAGUGUAGUACAGACAGUAUUCAGCUCAAUGGACCGAUGGUCUGAGCUUGGUAGAAAACAACUUUCUGUGUUGGUGGAUAUGGAAAAGCUAUUUGUGACUUCCGCAGCUUGGACAUGUGGCUUUCAGAGUUGCCGUAUGGAAAACAGCAGGAGUGUUUUCCUUCUUUGACCCUCCUGCUUUCCACAGACGCUUGAGUUGUGGGCUGUAUCCAGAGUCCUUUUCCUGGAAACCUCAGGGGACUAGGCAGCCUUUAUGGCCAACUUAGGCUCUCUGAUCCCAACUGAUUCGUAUGCAAUAACCGGAACGGGAUGCCUCGAGGGCCAACAGUUUAUUCUGAUGUGAUUAGCAACCUUGGCGUAUCUUAUCUGCGUUUGUUUGCAAUGUCGUUGUGGAGCCUCAUUAGCAGAUUGGUUGCAGGUUGGUUCCCACUGUGCAGUCAGGCUUUCCACAGAUAUAUUUCUACAGUGCAAUUUCAGGGUAAACUGUACCUUUACAGAGCUGCUUAGGCAAAAAGACACAGGGCCCCAUCUGCAAGGAGCUUACAGCUUGGAAUAGGCAAUAGGUGAAAGAGCAGUGGGAGGGAGGGAGAGUUGGGAAACUGCCUUAAGCUGUCUUUCACCAUGUGUCCAUUUGACCCAGUGCUGUCCAUUAUUAUUAUUUCUUAAAUUUAUAUACUGCCCGGCUGACAGUGGGUCUCAGGCCAAGGUCUUUCACAGCACCGGGAGAUUUUCUGGAUGCAAAGCAUGUGCUCUUAAGUGCAGGCAAAUGCAGUCAAGCGUGUGUCCAGGUUAUACUGAGAAUGGGGAAUUAAAAAGGCAAACAAACAGCCACAUGGACAAGGUGCAUUUUGAAGGAGGGGAGAAAGGUGCUGCCAUCCAUAUGCUUGGAAGAGAAGUUCCAUUUAUAAGGAUGCAGCAAGGAGAAUGGGCUGCAAGGGAGGCUCAUCUGUACAACAGCCCUGCGAGGGAGGCUCCCCGUGUUCCCAUUAUGCAGCCGCAACCUUGAUGCAUGCAUGGCUGCAUUUGACUGCACUUAAGAGCACAUGCUUUGCAUCCAGAAAAUCUCCCCGUGCUGUGAAAGACCUUGGCCUGAGACCCACUGUCAGCAAAAGAAAUGGAGAGGUGGAACGCAGACGUGUUAAUGCUUUAAAAAAGCCUGUGCUAUAGCCCUGCUGGGGACGCAGGUGGUGCUGUGGGUUAAACCACAGAGCCUAGGACUUGCCGAUCAGAAGGUCGGCGGUUCGAAUCCCUGCAACAGGGUGAGCUCCUGUUGCUCGGUCCCUGCUCCUGCCAACCUAGCAGUUCGAAAGCACAUCAAAGUGCAAGUAGAUAAAUAGGUACCACUCCGGUGGGAAGGUAAACGACGUUUCUGUGUGCUGCUCUGGUUCACCAGAAGCGGCUUAGUCAUGCUGGCCACAUGACCUGGAAACUAUACGCCGGCUCCCUCGGCCAAUAAAGCGAGAUGAGCGCCACAACCCCAGAGUUGUUCAUGACUGGACCUAAUGGCCAGGGGUCCCUUUACCUUUACCUUAUAGCCCUGCUGGGACUGUACCACUUCAGGGUGCAGUUAAGAGAACAGUACACAGGAGUUGACCUGGAAACCUUGAAGGUCAGAAAUUCGUAAGACCGAAAUAGACAAAACGUGUGAUAUUCUGCUCCAAAUUUUUGUGUGGCUGAUCAGCAGCCAGGAACUGCUCUUCCUUGCCCACUGCAAAAAUGAAAAAAAAGAGUGAGGGGGGAGCCAGCUGCCUCAAUACAGGAACCUGCAUGAGCUUGAUACUUCUUUUGCCCAGUGGGGUACGGCUGCCACUGAACGUAACCCAUACUGUUGCUUCUUCCAGAUCAGGACAACUACAAAGAACUCUUUGGAGCCCUGGACAAUGCAUUCCUGGUUGCCUACGCUAUAGGAAUGUACAUCAGGUAUGUACUCAGAAUGCAGGAAGAAAAGAAAUGACACAUUUACUUGUUUAUUUCAUUUAUAUACCACCUUGAUCUUCCCAGGAGCUCAGGGGGGUGUACAUGGGUCUCCUUCUCCCCAUUUCACCCUCACAACAACCCUUUGAGGUAGGUUAGGCCAAGAAGUGGUGACAGGCCCAAGGUUGCCCAGUGAGAUUCAUGGCUGAGUGGGGAAUCAAACCCUGAUCUCUCAACACUCUAACAACCAUUACUCCGCCCUGGGUCUCUAGUGUGCACUGAGUUUGUAUAGAUCUACAGUUGAAGUCAGAGGGACGCGGGUGGCGCUGUGAGUUAAACCACAGAGCCUAGGACUUGCCGAUCAGAAGGUCGGCGGUUCGAAUCCCCGUGACUGGGUGAGCUCCCGUUGCUCUGUCCCUGCUCCUGCCAACCUAGCAGUUCAAAAGCACGUCAAAGUGCAAGUAGAUAAAUAGGUACCGCUCCAGCAGGAAGGUAAACGGCAUUUCUGUGUGCUGCUCUGGUUCACUAGAAGUGGCUUUGUCAUGCUGGCCACAUGACUCGGAAGCUGUACGCCGGCUGCCUCGGCCAAUAAAGCGAGAUGAGUGCCGCAACCCCAGAGUCAGCCACGACUGGACCUAAUGGUCAGGGGUCCCUUUACCUUACAGUUAAAGUCAUAAGCAUGCCUGCUUAAAAGGCUCUGUUGGUUCCAUAGGACGCAUUCCUUAAUGCUGCAAUCCUGUGCACAUUUAAUAGGGAGUAAUUCCCACUGAGCACAGUGGGAUUCAAGCCCCAUCUACACUGUGCACUUAAAGCAGUAUCAUGCCGCUAUAAAGAACCAUGGAUUCCCCCAAAGAAUCCUGGGAACUGUAGUUUGUUAAGGGCAAUGGGAAUUGUUAGGAGACAUGUGUCUCCCCUCCCCCCCCCGGGCGCGGGGUUAUAGGAGUCAGAUCUAGCAAAGCAAUCCUUGUGAUCUUAAUUUCACCAGCUCCUUCAGUGGCAUUUGCAAUUUAGAUUUGGUCUUGGUUUACCUACACCACAGGUGGGGGACCUUUUUCCUUAGCCCAAGGGGCCACAUUCUAGUGGCGGGCAGUGCCAAAGACAAAUGUGUGCUGAGCAAUGAACGUUGACCUUUGCUACAGUAGGUUAGUUUCUACAAACAUGCAAUGUUCUCUCUUCUGGCAAGCUGGAAGCAUGGUCAGAGUUCAAGCACAUAGUCCAGCCAGGCAAAAAAAUAACUACUCAAGGAGAAUGCAAAGCAGGGCUAGUGGUUUGGGAGGGGGCGUGGUCUGAUGAGAUCCCCAAGGGCCAGGCAGAGAGGCCUGAAGGGCCGGAUAUGGCCCCAGCCUGUUUCUCAUCCACAGGCCCUGCCUGUGAUCAACCACUGGCUGAUGGACUUCAGUAUCCUGGCUGUUGUUAAAAGGUCUCAAACAACCCAAGAGGUGCUCUUAGGACAAAUCCAUAAGAUUUGAUUACUUUGGCAUGGCAUGGCAGGUGCCAGCUGCACCGACAGCAAUCAGCUCACCUCUUAAACCACGCAGGAAACCGAUCAGAGAUAUAGAAUUCCCAUAAACAUGGUCAUAACUGCAGACAGAUAAGAAAUCUGCUAAUGGAGGGCUCGAGACGUCAACAGGACUCUUGUCCACAUGAUGGAUCCUGUUUGCUCUCUUGUCUCCUAAGUAGUUAUUAAACAGUUCCAUGGGGCUAUUUCCAGGGCUGUGUAUACGCCAUUUUUAUCACCACGGGCCAGCUUAAUUGACCAGGCCUGGGCAUUGCAAAAAUUGUGUCCUUCCUCAAAGACAAGGGCGUCCAAACCACAAUGCAGCCACGACGGCUUCGCUUCCGAUGCUGCUCCGUCGGUGUGGGAAAUGCGACAUGGGAAAUAGCUGUGUUGUUGACAAUGGUUUCCCAGAAGGUUGUGGGAAGAAGCAACACCAGCUUCCGUUACUACUGCAGUUACUCCUUUAAUUUAAGUGGUCCUGAGCUGUUUCCACAUUCAUUUCUGGUUGGGCACUGAUCCUUGAGAAGUGGCUGUUGUGUUUCAUGCGCUCUUCCUUCCUGUCUCCCACAGCGGGGUCUUCGGUGAGCGCCUCCCAUUGCGCUACUAUCUGUCUGGAGGAAUGUUGCUGAGCGGGUUGUUCACUGCCUUAUUUGGACUGGGCUACUACUGGAACAUCCAUGAACUGUGGUAUUUUGUUCUCGUACAGGUACGGAGAUUCAUCACGCUUGCCAAUUAAGUUCUCUAGAGCUGUUUCCUUUUCCUACUACAGUGGUACCUCAGGUUACAGAUGCUUCAGGUUACAGACGCUUCAGGUUACAGACUCUGCUAACCCAGAAAUAGUGCUUCAGGUUAAGAACUUUGCUUCAGGAUGAGAACAGAAAUCGUGCUCUGGCGGCGCGGCGGCAGCAGGAGGCCCCAUUAGCUAAAGUGGUACCUCAGGUUAAGAACAGUUUCAGGUUAAGAAUGGACCUCCAGAACGAAUUAAGUUCUUAACCAGAGGUACCACUGUAUGGGGUCUCUGAGCAGGUCCCAAUGAGCUAGGGUCCAAGGCCCAGGAGGCCUGCUCUUACUUGCUUCUAUCAGGGAUUCUUCUAGACCAGCUGUUUUUGAACUACAACUCCCAUCAGCCCUAGCUAGCAGGACCAGUGGUCAGGAAUGAUGGGAACUGUAGUCCCAAAACAGCUGGAGACCCAAGUUUGGGAAACCCUAGGCUAGAUGGCCAACUGUGAUUCUGUGGGUCUUUGCAGUUCACACAGAUAGUGAGGAGGGUUCUUGGGGAAAUCAUCUUUCGGAUAAGGAGAGGAACAUAUCUGUAGGGCCAACAUAGCUUUCUCUUGAAGCAGGUGGACCUGGCUGUCAGCCUGACUGAUUUCCCAUCUCCCAAGGUGGAACAAUUCACAGCAUGAAGAUUCAUCUUGGUUCUGAGUUCCACAUGAGGGGGAAGGGUGUCAGGAGUUCAGCCUACACUCAAGUAGGACCCUGGCAGAGACACAUGCCCGACUGGCGUGUUCCCUCCCUCCUGGUCGAUCGUUCAGGAGCUUCAAAAGCUUUCUUCAGCCCGAACAUCACAGCCACCGAUGCCAACCGACACCUGCACACUUAGGGAUCCACAGAGUUUGCACAGUGGCGUAACAGACCUCAGCAACUCAGCAUUUUGGCUAAUCUACUUUAUUUAAAUAUAAACAUACACUGAGCACUGCAACAUGGCUCCCUCUCUCUCUAGCAUCAGACAGCAAAGAGAAAAAGAACAAAGGACAAAUAGUCCCACUUCACGGAACACAGUAAUACAAACAUCCUGUCUCCGUCACUUCCCACUCUGUGGAGGCAAAACAUAUACCGUCAUGUGAAAGACAAAAAUCCCAUGACUGCAAUCAUAGAUCAGGAAUUCUAACAAAGAGAAGCCAGCCACUGCCCCUCUGGCAGCUGUCCCAAGUUUCCCAAUACACCGGAAUGUGUGCACCUUUGUGUAUGGGUCCUAGUCUCCAGUUAAAGGACAUUAGGACAGAGACUUGAUUCUUCCUGGGCCACUUCAGAACUGGCUUUGAAACCAAUUGCAAAAAAAGAAGAAAGAAUUUAUUCUAUGGAUUUGGAAGCGUUGCUAGCCUGAUUUAAUAUAAAGUGGCUUAUUGCACACCCUCAUCUGGGAAAGGGCCGUAGCUCAAGGACAGAGCAUCGGCUUUGCAUCAGAAGGUUGCAGGUUCAAUCCCCUGGAAAAGACCCCUGCCUGCAACCCUGGAGAGCAGCUGCCAGUCAGUGCAGGCAAUACUAAAUAAACCAGUGGUUUGAUUUCAUGUAAGGUGGCUUCUACGGCUCCUCUUGUUAACCUUCUAAGUUAGAUUGUGAUUAUCUUUUGCCUAGGUCAGCGUCCUCUUUUCCUCCUCCUCUUGCCAUCCACUGGCAAAAAUAAAUUGCAAUCUCCUUGGGGCAGGCACCUCUCUCCACCAUAACCAUGUGCACUGAUGGAGCAGUAUAAAGAAUCAAGUACCUGUAGCCUUUAUGCAGGACUUGGCUGCCAGGUUUCCCCCCUCUGACCUUCCUUGCUCGAUGAACUUUUGAGUGGGUGGUUUGCCCCUCCUCUGCUCCAUUGGCUUCCUUAUGGGAAAACGGUCUGUGAUGCUCAGUUCUGUGGAUCUCAUAGUCACAUGCACUGCAGUCUGGGCAAACAGAAACCUGAUAUAUUUAGCGGUCGGAAUAACUUAGAGAAAGAUGCAGUAUAUUUUCCCAUCCCAGCUGAGCCUGUCUGUCUGAGUGACACACACUGCAGUCAAAUGAGAGGUUAUUGUGUUUGAUGACGCAGGAACUCCUGGAUGUGGUGCUUCUGUUUUUGUCUGAACUUCUCAGCCCCAUGCUUAUGCAUAUUUCAAAAUCGAUGAUUCAGUAAGUUUCCACCCAACCAGUAUUACUUUUGUGACGGUCCUCACCGUUUCCAAUAUCUGAGUACUGGCACUUUAUUACCUUAAAAGCGCUGCACCUAAGUACCCUGGCAUUUUUGAGAGAUACAUUCAUACCUUGGGUUACAGACGCUUCAGCUUGCGUUUUUUCAGGUUACGGACCGCCAAAACCCAGAAGUACCAGAACAGGUUACUUCCGGGUUUCGGCGGAUGCGCCGAAGCGCUGAAUCGCAACCUGUGUGUGCACAGACAUACCGCUGCAGGUUGCGGACACUUCAGGUUGUGAACGUGCAUCCCGCAUGGAUCACGUUCUCAACCUGAGUGUCCACUGUACUUUGCUUUCUGUUGUUGUUGUUGUUGUUGUUGUUGUUGUUGUUAACAACAACAACAACAGUAAUAAAAAUUUAUACCCUGCCCAUCUGCCUGAGUUUCCUCAGCCACUCUGGGCGGCUCCCAACAGAAUAUUAAAAACACAAUAAUACAUCAGACAUUAAAAACUUCCCUGUCGAUGUAUCUUUCCCAGAGCAGUGUACUUACAAUUAAAAACAACCCACAUGCAAUAUGGAAAACACCAGUAGCACACUUGGAAAUUAAAAAUAAGAAAGAAACAGGCUGGGAUAUGACAAACAGCUGAGCUGAAACAGUUUGUACUGAAGGCACAACAGCAAAGAAAGAAAUACCUUAACUUGCUUCAAAAAGGAAACAGGAAGAGAGCCUUUAAUUUUCAUUGUUUCUGCUCAUUGAUCAGACGGUUGUUUGGAAAUUAUGUGGCAAACUUUCUUGUGAGAAAAUACAUAUAGUGAAUUGUCAUGGGAUGACUAUGCCAAAGAAAGCAGAUCAGGUAAUAAUAAUAAUAAUAAUAAUAAUAUCCUAUGAUCCUCUGAUGGGAGAGAAUUUCAGAGCUUUGGGGUAUAACAGAGCAUUUUCCUUGUGGAUGUCACUCCAAUUACCAUGUGAGAUAGAAUUUUAAGAUCACCCAUCCCUGGAAUAUCUUAAAUGUCAGGGAAUUUACAUCUGAAGAGCGUGAGUGCUUUUCAACUGAUUGAUUGCAUACCAAGCAUUUUCUUUAAGUUGUUGACCAAAGCAUGAUAUAACAUAGAAUUUAAUAAACGGAUCCACACUGUGGUAAUCAUUUGUAUAUAAGACCCCCAAACUUCUUCAAACAGUAGCUUCAAAAAUUAAGCUUACGACUGUCCCCUUCAGUUUUGAUCUCUGUCACUAAACUUUGUCCCCACAGCUCAAUUAACUAAAGCUGUUGGUUUGACUCGAGCGAUUCAUUGAUUAAUUAACUUAUGGAAAAAUCCAAUACAAGCAUUAGUAAGCAAUUUCUCGGAGUGAUACCUGCGUCCUUAUAUAACUCCAGUGAAUCAUUCCAUAAUGAGCUCGUUUACACUGUUUCCUGGGUGUGGUCCUUUCUUUGCAGGCUAUUAACAUAAAAAGCACAGCUGAAACCUGAUCAGGAAAUCCAUAGUCCAUAGCCUGAUGUUAUUCCUUAAGCAUUCCAAAGAUUGCUUAUGUUUUCAAGGACAUCACAUGUCUACCUGCUCUCAAAUAUUUGAUUGCCACUUAAAAAAACAACUUAAUUUAUACUUUAAAAGCUUGUCUUGAGCAGGCUGUGCCAUUGAUACCAGGGCCAACCAAUCAAUGCUGCGCAGCCUUGAGAAGGUUUUGCCAUGAAGACUCAGGCCAACCAAUCAUCUCUGAGCUCUGGUGGUUUUGUGACAGGUCACAGGGGCUGGCCAAUCAACACCAUGCACCUGAAAACCAGGAUGGGUAUCCCCUAAGCUUGAGCGAAGGGAAGAAAGUAGUUUGUUUGAGGGAAGAAAACUUCACUCCUUAGCAUCUCCACGUAGUGCUCGAAGAGGACUUUUCCUGAAACCCUAGAGAGCCGGUUGGGCAAGGCGUUCCAUUCUUCUUCCUUCCCAAUUGAAACUGGCUCUGGGACAAGUCAUGAUAAUCUCCUCCCACUCCUUCAUGGAUUGAACUUCACAACUGGUUUGGGUGGUAGCCCAGCCAGGUUUUGCUCACCGGGAAGUCUAGAAUGAAGAGAGGCGAGAUGCAUCCCAGAAACACCCCCAAAUUCGAGUUGACUCAGAAAACCAGGAUCCCUGGCUUGCUUUACUUGGGAAUGAGCAGUGAGGAAGAUUUUGUCCCUACAGCUCUUUCGGGGAUGUGUACAAUCAGUCGCCAGGGGACUGAGUUUAGCUGUCCUGAUGGUCUUGGUGUAGGGCUAAACUAGAUGAGGCACUUUAACACAAUAAUUGUGUGCAUGGCUUUAUAUAAUACAUCACAGGUGGAAGACGGGGCAGGUUGGAAUUGGAUCAUGGCUUAAGGGUACAGUGGUAUCUUGGUUCUCAAACUUAAUCCGUUCCAGAAGUCCAAUCCAAAGCAACUCUGAGAGGGGAACAGAACUCUCCUCACAUUUCCCAGAAUUUUUUGGGAGGAAGCCAUUACUAUUUAAAGCAGUAUGAUACUGCUUUAUAUGUAUAGUGCAGAUGGGGCCUAGCAUUAGAUACAACCCAUUAGUUACAACCCAUUAUUUUUCUUAUAAUAAUAAGGCAUUGUAUAUAAUGCUAACUUUGGCUUAACUAGCUGUGCUUUUUUCUCUCUCUCCUGCUCCUUCCACCCACCCACUAGGUCCUCAAUGGCUUGGCGCAAACAACGGGAUGGCCGUCUGUGGUGACGUGUGUCGGCAACUGGUUUGGAAAGGGGAAGUGAGUCUCGUUUCCUAAUACUGUAUCUGUCGAACUGUGUCUUGUGGGUGGUUGUUUUGCUUUCAAGUGCCAAUUGCUUAAUCCUCAUCCCAGGAGGAAGUACCAGAUUUAUUCCCUUGCCAAAAUGGAAAAUAUCACCCUGCGCUGGAAAAUGAGGCAGUGACCUGAUUAUGGCACCAUCAUGGGGCUUUAAAAAAAAUCGCAUAUGCAUGCCUGCCUUUUUGUGAACGGCAUUAUGUUAGAUGGUGUGUGUGUGUGUUUUUCAAAAUAGCUUUUUGAUGUACAGUGGACGCUUGGGUUGCGAAUGUGAUCCGUGCGGGAUGCACGUUCACAACCCACAUAUUCUGCAACCUGCAGCGGCGCAUCUGUGCACGCACGGGUUGCGAUUCAGCACUUCAGCGCAUGUGCAAAGCACGAUUUGGCACUUCUGUACAUGCGCGACCGCCGCAACCCGGAAGUAACCCGUUCCAGUACUUCUGAGUUUCGGUGGUCUGUAACCCGAAAAAACGCAACCUGAAGCGUCUGUAACCAGAGGUAUGACUGUACUCCAUCCAGAGUAAUGGGCCAGCAUGAAAGUACAGUUAAUAAACCAGUAAUAUCAAAUCAGUGGCUUGGAAUAUCUUCACAACAACCUUGUGAGGUAGGCUAGGCUGAGCGAUAAUGACUUGCAUGAAGCCAACCAGUGAGUUUCAUGGCUGGGCAGAGAUUUGAACCGGGAUUGCCUGAAUUCCAAGUUUGGCAACCCUCUGCUCAUUAAACGAUUCUGGUAUCAGGCCUGAGCUGUGGACAGCAGACAGGGGUGAGCCCAGGUCCUGAGAAGUGGGAGCCAUGGGUCACCCCAGUAGUCAGGACCAAAGGGCAAAUGAGCAGUAGAUAGGGUUGAGGGAGGAGCAACCAUGAAUCAUGGUUUGCAACCAGUGGUCAAACCACAAUGAGAAACCAUGGUUGAAAGUGGGUUUGCAGGCCAUGAUUUGUGAAUUCAGACAUCAUGCCAAACCAUAGUUUAAGUUUUGGUAAGCAUGGUUUGGACACCAUUUCUGAAUUGAGCCUGAGGGUUUACAAUUGGCGAUAACAGUCUGAACAAGAAAGCAUGGUUUAAUAGGGGUUGGCAAGCCAUGGUUUGUGCUAGCUAUGGUUGGGAAUGAUGUCUUAAUGGACAAACCAUAGCUAAAGGCACUGUUUCUCAAAAGAUUUCUGUGCCAUGGAAGCAGGAGUGAACUUCUGAAGCUAAAAGCUGAUAGGAGGGAAACUGUGGUUUGCCAGCUUCAUGCUCAGAAACUCAAGCUGUGGUUUUGGUUCUAAACUAUGAUCGGUGUAGACUUUGGACUUGCUGUCUGAACUGAACCGUGUCUUUUCUAUCUUACCAGACGAGGCUUCAUCAUGGGCAUCUGGAAUUCGCACACAUCUGUAGGAAACAUUUUAGGAUCCCUGAUUGCUGGUGCCUGGGUUUCAAAUGCCUGGGGCCUGUCGUUCAUCGUGCCUGGGAUCAUCAUAGCCAGCAUGGGCGUCAUCUGCUUCUUGUUCCUCAUUGAAUGUGAGUGUACGCUGAGCCAAAAUGUCUCCCUACACACAGACACACUUGGCAAAGUUGGAGGCGCUUGGGUACAGGGACACAAACAGGAAUGAAGUCUGAUGCAGAAUUGGCAGCAGCAGCAAAGGCGCUCCCUUAAAUCCAAGAGAGUUCAGGAAGUGUUGCCCUCUCUCUGAUUUGACUUCAUGACGACGACAUUAUGUGAUUAUAUGUUGUUGUUAAGCCAACUCAGAGUGAGGGCAAAUGCUUUCUGGUAGGUGAAACAACUGGUGCCUAGCAAGAGCCAGGACCUCCUGUCACCAGACUCAUAGAAGAGGAGGUGGAAACAGUAGCAGAAAAGCAUAAGGAGGGGCCGGCUUUGUGAAAUCUUUUUGUCUCCUCAGCCCCCGUCCCGAGCACUGCAUUUUGAUGCAAAAAAAGUUCUGAAAAUAAUUUUUGGCUCGGCCCUAUAUGCACACCUACCUACUCUUGCUUUGAGACUGUUUGGGUGCAAACCCAAGGAAGUAAUUUCUGCUUUUAUAAAAUCCAUGAUAUUUACUUUUGACUAAAGUGGUGGCGCUGUGGUUUAACCACAGAGCCUAGGACUUGCAGAUCAGAAGGUCGGCGAUUGGAAUCCCCGCGAGGGGGUGAGCUCCCGUUGCUCGGUCCCUGCUCCUGCCAACCUAGCAGGUCGAAAGCAUGUCAAAGUGCAAGUAGAUAAAUAGGUACCGCUCCGGCGGGAAGGUAAACAGUAUUUCCAUGCGUUGCUCUGGUUCGCCAGAAGCGGCUUAGUCAUGCUGGCCACAUGACCUGGAAGCUGUACACUGACUCCCUCGGCCAAUAAAGCAAGAUGAGCGCCACAACCCCAGACUCAGUCACAACUGGACCUAAUGGUCAGGGGUCCCUUUACCUUUUAAACUCCUUUAGGACCAGGGUGUUAGCCAGAGAGGGGAUGUAGUUUAUAAGCAAUGCAUGCUUAAUAUGAGCAUAUCUGGAUAACAUAGUUGUGGUAGGAAAUAGCGAUUCACCAAAGUGAGGGGGGAUGAGAAGCAAAGAGAGGACCUGAAUCCAAACAUCAGAAUUGUCUCAAAUAGCCUCAUAAAAGCCAAAACAAUCGGAAUAUGCAUGUGGCUUAUUGGACCAUGCAGUGUUUAAAAGGUGCAAUAGAAACCCAGAGCAGAAUCACCAAGGCGACAAUGAACUAGUCUGUGUCAAAUUGGGGAGCAUUGCUUUUGACCCACAUAGGACUUGAGAAGGAACAUCUCUGAGCAUCCCUGAAUUUCAUAUCAUCAGCGGUAGACGAGCAGAUGUUGCCGCCUAGUGUUAGAAAGCACUUACAGCUGCCUUCUUCUCUGCCCUGGCAGGGAUGUGCUUUUCUUAGGGUGACCUUCAAGAGAGGCUUUCUGUGCCUUCACAGAAUAGAAUGCUAGAUUAGAUGGACCACAGGUCUCAUCCAGCCAGGCACUAAUUACCUGAUUUCCAAACUGGAAUAUAUUUGAUAAAACACGCACCUCGGUUGCUGCUGUCAUCGUGCUCCGAAUGAAAGGUGUUCUUUUGUAAUAUAGUCUCCUCUCCACUUCAGAUCCCGAAGACGUCGACUGCAGCCCUCCUCUCCAUCACGUAAGUUUUGCACAUUCCCCCCACCCACUUAUGUUUCAAUCCUAUGCACAUUUUCCAGGGAGCAAGCACCAUUCAAUUUAAUGAGACUUAGACUUUACUCCACUAACAGCAAACAGCUGUUUCUUCUUCCUUUCAGUAUGGAGCAUGAUGCACUACUGGAGAAGGGAGGGAGAAGGAGGGCGAGAGAGUCAAUAUCCUUUCUUCACAGCUUACUCACAGUGGACUAGCAUCAUGCGCAGCUUUUAUAAUUUCAGAUUUCAGCUUCUCAUGCAUUGCUUCGGGAGCCCUUUGCUGAAAACUGUAGUAAUCUGUGUAAUGUUGCAGUCCCCUUCUCUGCUUUCGGGUCAAACUCUGUGUUCUUUUUUGGCAAGAAAAAGUUUUUCCUCCCAUCUCUCCCUUUCCCCCUACUUUCGCUUAUGGGGGUUGUCAAUUACAUUGAUUUUUUCCAGUUUUUGAUUUUUUAAGGUGCAGACGUCUUGCUUUUAACAGUCUCCUUUUAUAGGAGAGUUCAGCGCUGCCUCGGUUUGGGGGCAUUUGCACCGGAGAGUGGAUUAGCCCUUUUGCGCAGAGGUCCUCCCUGCAUCUUUUUUUUAAAAAAACGCUUUAUCUUUGGUUUUUAGUUUUUGGGAGGCCUCUUUUUUGCUCUGCCUUAGGCUCAGCCCUCAGGAUCCCCCCCCCCCCGAGGUCGGGGUGACUUAAGCCUCGGCCCCCAUUUCUCUCUCCAUCAUCGGGUCUGUCUUGGGUCUGUCUAGCAGGAGCGCAGAUUCCCACCCAAUCUUUUGGCUCGCUGCUCCAGAAGCCCCUCACUUGGUUUCCAACCCUCAGUAUCUUGCACAGCCCUGCAGUCUCCCCUCUUUACCUCUCUGAUAGUUGCUGACGGAGUCUGAUGGAGCUGAGGCUCUCCCAUCUUCCUUAAUGAGCAACCAAAGUAAGCCAAGUCAUUGGGCAAAAAGCAUUGCAAGGGGAUUGGAUUAGAAUGACCCUCACGGUCCCUUCCAACUCUACGAUUCUGUUCAUUCAUUCAUUCCUUUAUACCCCUCCCUUCCUCCCAAAGGGCUCAACUGGACAUACCUUCCUCACAUAGUUGGCAACUCUCUCCAUGUUAUAGUUGGGUCAUUGACGCGUUCUCCCAUCCACAUGGGAGCUGCUCCUGCGCAUCUGAGACGAGACCUAACUGGCUCUCUUCUCCCCAGCUAACGGCUGCACAUCGAGCUGCUGUUAAAGGGCUGGGGACUGAGCAUGCUCAGUAGCCACUGAAUGCUGCCUGAGAAGGAAUGGCACACCCUGCAAAAGGGCAUGGCUGGCUAGAAUGCUGGACAGGAGCACCCAACAUUGCAACACUUCCCCCCACCCCAUAAAUUUAUUUAUUUGGUUUUUCAGAUUAAAGUUUUACAAUCACAUAUCCAACAUACAACAUAAAAACAAGAUUCCAGAGAAUCUCCUGGACUUCCCUCCUCCCCUUUGUGGGUCCUAUUGUUAAUCAUUUCCUCCCGCAUCUUUUAUGAUGAUCCAAAUAUUUUACAUCUCCACUGUGUCCAAAAUUCACCUGUAGACUACAAGUGAUAUUCCAAUCCUACUAACGGUUUCAACUGCUUACAAUGGUCUUUAAGAUAAGUUAUAAAUUCCCCCCAUUCCUUGUUAAAUUUCUGGUCUUCCUGAUUUCUGAUACUUCCGGUCAAUUUAGCUAUUUCAGCAUAGUCCAUUAACUUCACCUGCCAUUCUUCUCUGGCAGAGACUUCAUCUUCUUCCCAUCUCUGGGCCAAUAACACCCAUGCAGCCGUGGUUGCAUACAUAAAUAGGAUUUUCUGCUCCCUCAGGAUUUCGGCACCUAGAAUUUCUAAAAGGAAGGCUUCGGGAUGUUUUUUAAAGAAAAAGUUAUUUUAAACAUUUUGACACAGCUCCCACUUGUGUCAGCCCAAUCCCUGGUCAUAACUGGAAAAGGAGAGGCCUGGUGUGGAAGGAAGUACCGUAUCUCUGGGGCAGAACAUCUGCUAUGUACACAGAAGACCCGAGGUUCAAUCAUUGGCAUCUCUGGGGCAGUAGGGGCUGAGAGAGACCCCCAUCUGAAGCCCUGGAGACCAGCCACUCUAGAGGAAACAGAGCUGGAUAGACCAGUGGUCCAACUCAAUAAAGAGCAGCUGCUUCUGAGGGAAAGUUCGACAAAUAGAAGGGUCAUAUCUCGAUCCAAACUCCUGAGGUGUUUUUAUUUGUUUGUGUCUCUCUCAGACCGCCGGUUUGGAAGAGAAAGGUCUUGAGGCGGGCCACUCCAUCAGCGACGGGAGCCUAAAUAUCUCCAGCAACAGCCGAGAAAACAUUGUGGACAUGUCGGAAGGUAGCAAAGAAUCGACGGAAAACCGGGAAGCCAUUAGUUUCAUUGAUGCCCUAAGGAUACCUGUGAGUAUGGCUCCACAGGGGAGGGAGGGUGGGGUGGCUGCGUCGUAAGAGACUAGUUGCAGUGGUAGAACUCCCUUUGUUCAGUUUACAGUGGUACCUCGGGUUAAGAACUUAAGUUAAGUCUGUUCUUAACCUGAAACUGUUCUUAACCUGAAGCACCACUUUAGCUAAUGGGGCCUCACGCUGCCGCUGCGCCCCACCGCAUGAUUUCUGUUCUCAUCCUGAAGCAAAGUUCUUAACCCGAGGUACUAUUUAUGGGUUAGCGGAGUCUGUAACCUGAAGCGUAUGUAACCUGAAAUUUAUGUAACCUGAGGUACCACUGUACUAUAUUUAUAACCCAGGGUGGGGAGAGAAGACUGGAAAUUGAAAUUGACAGGUGUGCUGUUGUGUGGAUCAGAUUGGCAACUACACACCUGUCAGCUACUGUUUAGUAAGAAGAUAUUUAUUCAUUCAUUCAUUCAUUCAUUCAUACCCCGCCCAUCUGGCUGGGUUUCCCCAGCCACUCUGGGCAGCUCCCAACAGAAUAUUGAAAACACAAUAGAACACCAAAUAUUAAAAACUUCCCUAAACAUCAUUCAGAUGUCUUUUAAAAGUCAGAUAGUUGUUUAUUUCCUUGACAUCUGAUAGGAGGGCGUUCCACAGGGCGGGUGCCACCACUGAGAAGGCCCUCUCCCUGGUUCCCUGUAGCUUCACUUCUCGCAGUGAGGGAACCACCACAAGGCCCUCGGCGCUGGACUUCAGUGUCUGGGCUGGACGAUGGGGGUGGAGACACUCCUUCAAGUAUACUGGACCGGGGCAGACAAAAGGAGAAAAGGAGAUCAUGAAUUGGCCAUGUUCAUGGGAGACCAUAGGCAUUUAUCUAGGGGAGGGUAAAGGCAAGCCCUGAAUGGAGCCUGGUUUCUCACAAAUAUAUAUUUAAAACAAAACAGGAAGAUGAAUGCCUGCACAUUCCCCCUUGUAUCUCAAGUUCUGUGGGAAUCAGUGGCUUGUGAUUCAGGGGGCAACAUCCCCCUUCCCACCCCCACGGACACCCAUACCCCUGUGUCCUGUCUGUUUGGGGCCUUUGUCUUUGCAAAAACUGCCUUUCGUUAGCUGCUAAUGGGUUGUUUUGUUCCUUUCUCUCCUCUGCAGGGAGUUGUGGAGUUCUCCUUUUGCCUGCUGUUUGCAAAACUAGUCAGUUACACGUUCCUUUACUGGCUUCCCCUCUACAUUGUGAAUGUGGGUGAGUUGCAAGGAGCUUGUUAUGGAGAUUCCCAAUUUGUGAUCUGAGAACCUGCUUCAGGAAGUUUUGCUGGUGGGAUUUUCCAAUGACUCCGAGCCUCCCGAAGGCUGGCUUAGGUCCAUGUCCUUCAUCACACCUAAAGAUGGACCCGUUUUUAAGAAGAAAAACCUUUUUUUAUUUAUAAAGAUUUUAGUGGGACCUCAUUUUAUUUUAUUCUACUUUAUUGAUUGAGUGAGGGGAAAAAAUCAUUUUAUGCUCCUGUUUCAGCCCCAACAAGCGCUUCUAAGAAAAGAAAACAGGACAGAAUUAAAACAAAAGAAUUAAAUAGCAGAGUUAAAACAAAAGCCUAGAAGAGCAGAGCUAAAGGCUUCAUUCUCAAAGUACUGGCCCUAUUUGGCACAAUAAUAGCUACACUGACUGGAAGUGUCUUUCUAGGGUUUCAGAUGUAGGAGAUGCCAGGGACUUUUUGCAUGCAAAACUUAUCCUCUUCCAUUGAGCUACAUCUCCUGCCAACAAGCAGAGAACUGCUUCCAGCCAAGUACAGACCAUUGAUCUUAUCUAACCCAGUUCUGUCGACUCUGACUGGCAGAAGCUGUGCAGGGCCAAUUACAGGGGGUCUUCCGCAACUGAGAUCUCUUCAACUGGAGGUGUUGGUGAUGGUGGAAUGGAAUGUGGAUCCCUUUGCAUGCAAACCCUCCAGCCCCCAUUUAAUUCCAUCACAUUUUGAUCCUCUCUGCUCACCCAGCCAUUUCUCCUGCUCUUCUUUUGCAGCUCAUUUCACCGCGAAAAAGGCAGGGGAUAUGUCCACCCUCUUUGACGUCGGCGGCAUAGUUGGUUUGUUGCAUCGAUUUUCUUUUUAAAAAAUUAAUUUUAGUAGUGUAAUUUUAUUUGUGUACCUAGAUACCAAAACAAAACAAAACAAGAUGAAGUCCGAUUAUCCAAAGCCAAAGGAAAAUGAAUAUCCAGAACUAAUAACAGACAAAGCAAAUUUAACAAACUUCGCCAAAGUCAGAUACGGCAAAGCGUGUUCUCCUUCACGGAGAGCACGUGUUGCGGUGGGGGCCGCCAGGACACUCCAAAUUGAUCAUUGGCCACUGAUGCGACUGGGGCUUCCCUUGUAGUUGGGAAGAAGUUAAUGUUGCCAUUUGUUGAUUGACAGCCAGAAAUGCUAAAACUCCUUGCACGAGGCUAGGGCUUCCUCUUUUCGACCGUGCAUCGGAUUGCCCGUCCCCCCCUCCCUAGAAUUAGGGUUGUUUGCUUUGACCUUGCUAUGCCUGUCAUGGGGUCGUCUGCUUUGGGGCAGGGGCCCGGUAGGAAUUUUGUCCAUCUGGCUGAUUGGCUGGGGCCAUUUGGUUUUUGCCUACUGUGUAGCAAAUCGUCACAACUUGUAAGGUUGCAGUUAGGUUUAUGGUUUGGUUGGUUGAGGGGCAUGGAUUGGCUGUGCCUGCCCCUCUAAUGCUGCUGCUGCGAGGGAUUCUGUUAAAGGAAUCGGGGGCUAACUAUUGCUUGUCCACUCUGUCAAGGGGGCUCGGGCCAUAGCAAUGAGCUCCUGGUUGCAUUUGGGGAGGGCUGAGGGCAGGCUCCCUUCUCUGUUGCUACCCCCAAAUGUAUUCCCCUUUUCUGACUUUCGCAUUGUGCGGAAUGUCUGUCCCCCAUGGUGGGGGCAGCUAGUCGCAACCAAUGCCUAAGCAACCACUCACAUGUUUGUAUUUUAAUAAAGUUGUGGCCAAAAUUAUGCCAAAAACAAAAAAUUUGGUGUGAUGUGUGAGUUAUUGGGGUGGCCCUGGGGACCUCGACACGCAACUGAAAAUCAUUGGGUUUCAAGGCAUGGCAAAUGGGUUUACAUUAUCCUGGAGCCCAAGGGUAAAAGAGUAUUGGGAAAUGAUACAUAAUGAAUUGGGGAAAAUGUUCAAAAGUACUCCCCCCCCCCAAAAAAAAACCCCAGAGUCCUUUCUGUUGGGGAUAAUUCAGAAGGAAAUUCCCAGGUGUCAAAAAAGGUUAUUUAUGUAUGCCACUACUGCGGCACGUGUUGUUAGUUGAAAAAUGGAAAACGAGUGAAGUCCCGACCAAAGAAGAGUAGCAACUUAAGCUGAUGGAAUAUGCACAGCUUGCAGACUUAACAUAUAGAAUAAGAAGAACAAGAAGAUCAUACAUUUAGAGAAGAUUGGAAAACGUUUAUUGAAUAUAUGGGAAAUAACUCUGUACAGCUGAAAACACUGGCAGCAUUAAGAAAAAUUCAUCGGUGUAAAUAAAUUUUGAUGGAUUUAAUAAUGGAAUACUGAAUGGUAUAGUUUUUGUAAAAUAUGCAGGGAUUUAUGAUAUGCAAAAUGAAACAUGGAAGGAGAAGAAGGGAAGUCAUUGAUAUUUUAAGGAUGUAAAAAUGAGUACUUUAAAUUCUAAAACAGAAAAUCUGAUAUUUAUUUGCCUUGCUGAAGGCCUUUGAGUGAGUUCAUGGCUCUCAGACCUGACAUUCUCCACCCUUUGCCAACUUCUGAAAGUGAUCUGUGACUUUUUUCCCCUGCAGGAGGCAUCCUGGCAGGUCUCAUCUCUGACUACACAGGUGGCAGGGGCACGACAUGCUGUACGAUGCUCAUUUUGGCUGUUCCCAUGGUGAGUUUCCCUAUUGCGCACUUCCAGCUUCAGAGGCAGCAAGGUGAUAAACACCAGUUGUGUGUCCAGGCGCUUUUAGGCAGUCACUAUUUUGGGGUCACAUAGCCGCAGCUUCAGGUUGUGCAAUCAUAGGUGGCUGGGAAGUCUUGCGCAACAAACACAUGUCUCCAAAUGAUUGGACCUUUUUUCAAGAGGUGACAGAGAAAUGCACUGAAAAGGAUGGGAUAACACUUGCUUUGACACGACAUCCUCUAACAUCCCCGCAAAUGAAUGCUCAUGAAAGAGCCAACGUCAUCUAAGUUCCCUGCGAGCAAAUGGAGAUGAAUGUUCAAUAAACAAGUCAUCUGGGCGUGCCCUUUGCUUACUUUAGUUGCCAUUUUUCUACACCACCUUGUGCUGGCUAGGGCUUAUGGGAGUUGUAGUCCAAAACAUCUGAAGGGCACCAGGUUGGCAAAGGCUGAACUGGAAAUUAGAGAGGGCAAGGCUAAAUCCCAAUGGGCCGUAGUUUGAUAGCCUCUCACCCUUCCUAUGCAUGACUUGACCAUGCCCACACGUAAUAAUGAUAAUUUAUUAUUAUUUCUACUUUGCCCAUUUGGCAAAAGUAAAAUAGUUGCUUAUUGCCUUGACAUCUGAUGGGAAGGCGUUCCACAGAGCAGGCACCACUACCAAGAAGGCCUUCUGCCUGGUUCCCUGCAACUUGGCUUCUCGAAUGAGGGAACCACCAGAAGGCCCUUGGCGCUGGACUUCAGUGUCCUGGCUGAACGAUGGGGGUGGAGACGCUCCUUCAGGGAUACAGAGCUGAGGCUGUUUAGGGCUUUAAAGGUCAUUAUCAACCCUUUGAAUUGUGCUCAGAAACGUAGGACCGGUGUUAUAUGGUCUUGGCAGCCACUCCCAGUCACCAGUCUAGCUGCCGCAUUCUGGAUUGGUUGUAGUUUCCGGGUCACCUUCAAAGGUAGCCCCACAUAGAGCGCAUUGCAGUACACCAUGCAUUUAAAGCACCCCUUAAACACUCAUGGCUUCCCCCGAAAUAUUCUGGAAGCUUUUGUUGAGUUCGCUCAGAGCUGUUAGAAGACCUCUAUUCCCCUCACAGAGCUGCGAUUCCUAGAGUUCCCUGGGAGGGCUUGUUGAACUGCUCUGGAAAUGCUCAUUCACUGCCUUGCUUUCUCUUCUAGCUCUUUGCCUACAACCAUGUUGGCCAGAAUGGACUAGCAACGUCAAUAGGUAAAGUUGCACUAAUUUCUGGAGAUUUUCACCACUGGCAUACACUGGCUUCCACCAAGAAACCUCUGAGCUAGUUCUCACAUUACCACUGGACCCUGAUGGUCCCUUUGUUGCUGUUCUUGAUUCAGUUUUGUGCAGGGAAAUAAAUGUUCUCUGAAUAUAUUGCCAGGCUAUCUGGAGCUGGCGGUACGAUAGUGAUUUGAGUGUCACUUUCCACUCUGCAGAGCAGGUGCUCCCCCAGGGAGCUACAGCCAUUGUUUCCAAUGAGCUUUUUUCAUUGACUUAAAAUUGCUUUGGGAUAGUUCGUAGCAAAGUGAUUCGUAAAUGGAAGCAAAUAAAUCGAGAUGGCAAGGUGACGUGGCUGAUGUUUGUUCUUUCUUUCUCUCUGUAGUGAUGUUAAUUAUCUGCGGCGCCCUUGUCAACGGGCCAUACGCUCUCAUCACAACUGCGGUGUCGGCGGACUUGGUAAGAAUCGCCCCCAGAAGUUCUUGUUAUUCACUGGGAAACAAAAAUGUUCACUCCAGAGCAUAGCUGUCAACUUACAGAUUUGAAAAUAAGGGACCAGCAGCCUUGAAAAUAAGGGACCAGCAGCCAAAAUAAGGGAUUUUAGUCAACCAGCUGAAAUACAAAGUUAAAAGGGACCAGAUAAUUUUGGAGAGCAGCUCCGGUUUUUAGCCCUUCGUUUCCAGAGGUUGCUGCACAAGACACCAACCGAUGAAACACUGCAAUUAAAUAACUACAAGCAGCAACCACUUUUCGCACAAAACGAAGUCCAAGCUACAAAGAUGCUGCUGCAGUUCUGUAUCUUUUCUCUCGUGCUCCAUCUGCAGCUCUCAAUUCCAUCAGGUGGGGUGGGAGGAAGGGGGGGGGAAAUAGCGCCCGAAGUAAACUCACAGAUCAGACCAUCUAUGCUAGUCUACAACUACAAAUCUAUGGGAGAAGCGCUUGCGGUCCUUCCCUUGUAGCCCUUGGAACACCUGCCCGCGCCUCCGCCUCCUCCUCUUCCUCCUCUCUCUGAACUCUCUGAACUGCUUUCUCUAUGGCUGCCCUCGCUCUCCUCUCAAGGCUCCUCGUCAAUUCAUAGGCCACGCCAGGCUGCCCAUCUCUUCCGGGUCCUUCGGCGGCACAGCCGCAGUACAGCCUAGUGGGAGUGGGUGCUCCCUGGCCGCCAGGGAGGGAGGGAGAGGAGCUGCUUCCUUUAAAACCCGCGAAAUGUAAGGGACAUCCAUCAAUAAGGGACAGCAGCGGGACAUGGCGCUGGGAUAAGGGACUGUCCCUCCAAUUAAGGGACGCUUGACAGCUAUGCUCCAGAGGCCUUUUGAGUUAACAACCCGGCUUGGCUCCCAGACAACUCAGCGGCCCCACAUUUGGACAUUAGUCAGGAUCCGUGCUUAAACCGAGAAGCCUCUAAUUUCCUGUUUCAUCGAAACUGGGAAACUAUGGUUACCAGCUUCUGAAUCAGCCAGGAUAUUAAAUUAUAGCUAACGAACACCUUGCCGAGCUAUAACCCAGAUCCGAUUGUCUGAAGCAGUUGAUUUUCUUCUCUGAGGCUCGUCCCUUGCAAACAUUUCUUAUUCAUCAAUUAAGGGCAUUCAUGUGACUUGAGCCUUUCUGGCCUUGAACUCACUCCUAGAACAGGAUUCAACACGCAGACGCACAGCACAGCAGUUUUCUUCUUUGGGCAAUAGAAUAGGAAAUUCUUUCCACGGAGUGUAAACAUAACACCUUGGCUGAGAGAGCCUCCGUAGGAGGAGGAGAGCUCUUGCCUUCCAGCACACAGCCUUCAAAACUUGGAAGAGAUCUGAAUUAAUCUGGCACAGAUCAGUUACACAUUCUCCAGGUACUCUGGAAAAAAAAUAUUUUUUUUUAAUUGACUGUAAAAUUGUGCCUUUGGCAAACCUCUCCUCUCAUGGCAGCUGUUAGUGUACAAGAAAGAAAAAAAAGAUUUAGUCAGGAUGGUUUUAGAACAAAGUGGAAAAUAACACAGGCUAAGAGCACUGAGUGUUGGCUUGUCUAGGGGAAGCGUUUUCAGUGCAAUCCCUCCCCCCCCCCCAAAAAAAAAGUUCAUUGCAAUUAUAUUUAUACAACAUGUUUCCUUCAAUGCAUACAAUCUUAAAAUGAUUUGAAUUGGUUUUGAAAAUACUUUUAAAAGCUUUACAAUUUAACAAAACUAACUCAUUUUGGAAUAAUCAAUUAAAACCUAGAUCUCUGGCCUGGCUCACACAUAUCUUGCUAAAGCAAACCAUGACGUAGCACAAGUGUGCACUAAGUUUAGGGAGGUUUUUAAUGUUUGAUUGCUUUAUUAUUAUUAUUAUUAUUAUUAUUAUUAUUCUCCAGUCAUUUUGCUGCUCUGCUGAACUGAGCUAUGGUUUGGCUUACCACAUCAUCUAAACCUCCUAAUAGCCAACUAAAAUCCACUUUCCUGAAUUUUCCGCCCACUAACUGGUUCCAGUCCUGCCCUCCAGAGCAACAGGAACCUUGCAAUGUUCAUUUGUGACAUUUUCCUUUAACCUUGUAAUCUUUCUUUGUUUUUUCUCCUUUUCUUCUCCACCCCAGGGCACUCACGAAUGUCUCCAAGGAAACGCAAAGGCCCUUGCCACCGUUACAGCCAUCAUUGAUGGAACGGGAUCUGUCGGUCAGUAGCUGAGAAGCUUAGGCCAAGUGUGGAAGCUUUGGCCCUCCAGGUGUUGUUGAACUACAACUCCCAUCAGCCCCAGCCAGCACGGCCAAUGGCCAGGGAUGAUGGGAGUUGCAGUCCAGCAACACCUGGAGGGCCAUAGUUUCUCAACAAUUGGCCUAGGAGUUAAUUUGAGCCUCAUCCAGUAUUUUGUAGUACGAAGCCUCAGAGGGGCAGAGGUUUUUCCUCUUCCCCAAAGGUUACCAUUAUCCAGGGAGAUGUGGUGAUAACUGACUACUAGUCUCACACCAGGGGCCCACUUCUGUCUCAAACCCAGCCAAUAUCAGCUCUGAAUCUGCCCUGAGAAGGGAUGGGGCUAAUUGCCACAUUGCUCACCCAUAUGAUGCAAAUCUGCAUGCAGGUGUGUCUGCCCUAAAGAGGUUUUUGUGGUUCCUCAAGGCUUCCCAAAAUACAUAUAUUUAAAUUAUCAUUAUUUAUUAUUAUUAUUAUUAUUAUUAUUAUUAUUAUUUUAUUAUUAUUAUUUCUUCAUUGCUCCUCUGAUGGCAAAAUAUUUUAUUUUCACUUCAUUAAAAAAGUAAAUACUGAUGGCUUCCUUUUCUUUUCUAUUUGAUAAUAUUUUUUAUUAGUUUUCAAUUACAAUCCAAUAAUAGCCUCAUUAUAACAAUGCCAAAUAAUAACACAAUUACUAAUACCAAUCAUUCAGAUACCAAAUGACAUAAUUUAGGUGGCCCCCUACAUGCUAGAGUUGUUGGUUUGAAGUUUUACUUUAUUUAUGCGUUCCAAAAUCUCAAUAACUUCAAUUACACUCUGGUCAAAAUAACAAUGCCUUAUACAACAACUGCAGUAUUAACAACUUCCAUUUGUAUUGACACAUGAAAUGAUUUAUAAAAUUGCAAGUGAGGCAAUCAAACUAUAUCCUUGUUCUUCCUGUGUGUGACAAUAAUUCUGUCCAUGAUGUUUCUUCCUGUCCUUGUAAAAUGUUAUGUCUAUCUUUUCCCGGUUCUUGCUGUUCUCCAUCAUGCCUUGGGCGGAGCUAUACUGAUUGUUUCCUUAGGUCACCCAUUGUAAUACUGUAAUGCCAAAAGACUUUUUGUGGUUCCCCAAAUCUGCGAUUUUUAAAGUAGUAUCAUCAUCAUCAUCAAAAUACCUUCUUAAGCUGACUGCUCCCAUAGUUACCCCACUGUGAUUCUGCAAUGCCAAAGGGUUUGGGUCACCCCCCCCCCAAAGUAAACUUUUUCUUUUUUAAAAGAUGGCCACACCAACUUUGACAUGUGCCCCCACCCUGAGAGUUGGGGAAGGGUAGCCCCCUGCUCUUGUGGACCCCACUGAGCUGGAUGGCCCAAUGGCUGGUUCAGUAGAAGUCCGUUUCCUGUGCUCCUAUAUGUCUUAGACAAAUCUGCAGGGCUCUCCAACAUUCCUGGUCACACCCCUGCUUCUGUACCCCCUGUAAAUCAGGGGUCAGCAAACUUUUUCAACAGGGGGCUGGUCCACUGUCUCUCAGACCUUGUGUGGGGCCGGACUAUAUUUUGAAGGGGGGGGAAUGAACAAAUUCCUAUGCCCCACAAAUAACCCAGAGAUGCAUUUUAAAUAAAAGCACACAUUCUACUCAUGUAAAAACACCAGGCAGGCCCCACAAAUAACCCAGAGGUGCAUUUUAAAUAAAAGGACAUAUUCUACUCAUGUAAAAACACGCUGAUUCCCGGACCGUACGCGGGCCGGAUUUAGAAGGCAGUUGGGUCGGAUCCAACCCCCGGGCCUUAGUUUGCCUACCCAUGCUGUAAAUCAGCUUUUCUCAACCUGUGGGUCCCCAGAUGUUGUUGAACUACAACUCCCAUCACCCCUAGCUAGCAAGGCCAGAGCUCAGGGAUGAUGGGAGUUGUAGUCCAACAACAUCUGGGGACCCACAGGUUGAGAACCAGUGCUGUAAAUGGUCAAUCUGUCAACAGCAGUCAGCCAUGUUAGCUACAAACAGAACCCCCACAUUCAGAGAUCACCAAAUGCUUUUGCCACCAUACGCUUCUUGUGAGCUCAGGGUAUAUGGCUGCCGCCCUGUUAGAUGCAUAGUCCUGGCUAGAAGAACCUUUGCUGUGUUCCAGCACAGCAGGUCUUUUGUUGUUAUCCGUGAGUACAUGUUGGUCAUCUCUGACUUCCUGAGUCUUCUUCCAUCACCAUGUAGGAUUUGCAGACAUAGGUUUUCUGCGCCAUCUGUGCUAGAAGGAACCUGCCUUAUAGCCAUGAGCUGGGCUUCGCUCUUGGCUGCUUGCUGAUUCUUUGCAUCAUUCUUUUCCCAUUUUGCAGGUGCUGCCCUUGGACCCCUGCUGGCAGGUUUGAUCUCUCGCACCGGCUGGGACAAUGUCUUCUACAUGUUGAUGGCCGCCGAUCUCCUGGCUUGCCUAGUGAGUUUCCUUUUGCAGAGCAUUCCACAUCAGUUCCUCUGUUAACCCAAUGAUUCUGUGAGACGUACAUGUCGCCUUAUUGCCCCUGCCUGCACAGACUUUUGAUAUGGUGAACUAAGGGAUCAGGAACUGGUGGCCCUCCAGAUGAUGAUUGACUAUGGGUUAUAUCCAGUGCCAAUCCUACUCAAGAGUUGUCCUGUGCCACAACUAACUUAGGUCCAUUUCAAGGGGUCUCACCUGAGUAGGACUUUUUGGGGACCUGUAACUCCCCUCAUCCCUGAUGGUUGGCCAUUCAAGCUGGUGUUGAUGAGAAUGGAGAUGAACAAAGUCCAGAGGUCUCCAUCCCUGCUGUUAGCUAAGGGGUGAAUCCUACCAAAUUUAACCUCAGUUGGGUAAACCCUUGAGAACAGCUGAUAUUGCUACACCAAUCCUGACCUAAGUUGGGAACCACCUGCAGCUCAGUGGUAGAGCAGACGAUUUGCUUGCAGGAGGUCCCAGGUUGCAUUCCCCAUCACCUCCAGUCAAAAGGAUCUCAGGACAGCGACUUGAGAAAGAACCACAAAUGAGAUUCUGGAAAGCUGCUGUCUGUCAAGAAUUGACCGUACUGGUCUAGGUAGACCAAUGGAGAAAUAGCAGCUCUAUAUGAAAACUUAUCACGGGGUCUUUCCUUUCCAGCUGCAUUUGUCUGUGUGUAAUUUUGAAGAAGGAUCGUAGCUCAGUGGUAGAGCUUUGCAGAAGUUACCAGGCUCAAUCCUUGUCAUCUCCAGUUGGGGCUUGGAAAGACACCCAUCUGAAACUCUGGAGAGUUGCUGCCUGUCUGUGUAGACCAGGCACCCCCAAACUCAGCCCUCCAGAUGUUUUGGGACUACAACUCCCAUCAUCCCUAGCUAACAGGACCAGUGGUCAGGGAUGAUGGGAAUUGUAGUCCCAAAACAUCUGGAGGGCCGAGUUUGGGGGUGCCUGGUGUAGGCAAUAGUGACCAUUGAGUAUGGAAUUCAAUUGUGGCUUGGUGGGGCAAGCAGGAGCAGUCCCUUCAUGCAGCAGAUGAAAGCUUGAGUGGGAUUGACCAAUGGGUCUGAAUAGGUAUAAGGCAGCUUCUGGUGUCUUUAGCACAGAGACAUCAUUGCAGCGUCAUGGACAAACACUGGGUGGGCUGUCUGCAUGCACCAAACUGCCACUGCCAUCAUUAAUUCUGAGUAUAUCUUCCCCUUCCAGUUCCUUUCACGUGUGGUGUUCAAAGAAAUACGAGGGUGGUGCGGCUCCUGCGGAAGAAAACGAGGGUAGGUGUUUGCAGAGGCUGAAUAUUUUGGAAUGUAUGACUCCAGGGACCUGUGGUUCACUGGUGCUUUAAAAAUUCCAACCCCCAGAUUCCCUUGAAUUUUAAGUUUUACCAGCCUGUCAGUGAAGCCCUGUUGAAUUCCCCUGCCAGUACAUGCUGGCGUCUUGGGCCAGUUGAGUGUGCACAAAGCAAAACAAGAUGGCGGCGUUCUGUUCUGAAAUGUUCUACUGAGACCUGCUAUGCUGGAAUUGGAUGAUGUGGUAUCAGAUUUACCUGCAUAUGUGGAGUAAACCCUACGGAGCAUGUUUGGAAAAUCCAGGAUAGCAAUGCAGUCAUGCACAGACUGAAAGCAUUCUCAAAAUUCUCCUUCUCAAAAGAGCGCUUAACCAUCUUAACACAUGUUUUACUUCAGGAAUGGCUAACCCCUAGUCUCACACACACAAAAAUUCUGGUGGCGGCAAAAAGAAAAUAAAUUUAAGGUAGAUACAGAGCUGUGGUUGUGGAUCCAGCACUGUAACAGAUCUGUAACAGCACUGCAGAUCAUCCCGUUAUCAGAUUGCCUACUUCCCAUCUUCAGUUGAUCUGAAUGUGUCCGGUACAUGGAAGAGUCCUGCUAUGCUCAAUGGGGUUUAUUCCCAGGUAAGCAUGCAAAGGAUUAUAGCUUGAAACACACAGAUUUCUGUGUGUUAGUCACCCCCAACAAAUGUUCCAUAACCUGUGCUCUUGGAACUAAAAAUUAGAAUUAAGCAGUAGAGUUUCUGCUAGGGAAGGCUACAUGUGAAGCCCUGAGGAUGCAUGCAGGAGCCAGGAAUCCUCUGGACUGCAGAUGUUCUGACCAUGCUCAGACCAUGGUAUCUCCACUUAAAAAGCCAAGAAACGAAAAAGGCUUUUGCCUGCACACGCAAACAACCCAACUGCUCUUCCCUUUGCAAGAGCAAACAAAAGAGAAAGCCACCCAUUUCACUGUAGCUCUCUGGAUCAUCCAAACCAAGCUGUGGUUAGCUGCUUUGGGGGCGGGGCGGGGGGGACCCAGGACAGCAGUGCCCAACCUUUUUUCAAAGAGGGCCAGAUUUGAUGAUGAAGUGAAGGGCCAUGAGGGCCGACUGAAGGGCCUACCAAAGUUGUUGUCCUUUUUUUAGGAUUGAAGUUGUUGAGGUGGUUUUUUUUGGAUUUUACCCAAGGAAAUAAGCUGCCACAGGGGCCAGAUUAAACCAACCCGUGGGCUGGAUUAGGCCCCCGAAACGGACUUUGGACAUGCCUGCCCCAGGAUGUUAAACCAUGAUUUGAGGUUAGCUUAAUAUCCUGGCCUGUUUGGAAGGCGUUCGCCAUAGUUCUCCAGUUCAGAUGAGAUGGGAAACUUUAGGUAAUGAAAGCCUUUGUGGUUUGUUUCCUGCUAUCACUUUGCCUGGCCGAAAGGCUGGUUUAAUAUCUUGACUUAUCGUGCCAAGAUACAAGCAUCAAACUCCACCAUGAAAGUCAUACCUAAAGUCAUCAACCUCUGAUGAUACCUAAAGGGACGCUUAUGAACCAGGGUCCCAAAGAACCAGGAGCGGUGCUGCCACACACUUGACCUCCCUGCAGUGAUGUUACUGGAGCAGCAGGAAAGUUGGCACUGUUUGGGCACAUGGGCAGAGCCCAUCCAGCAUUUCCACUGAUGCCCCUUUCCCUCCUGGGAAGCACCAGCGAUGUCACUGCCCAGAGACUUUAGUGCGUGGCAUUGCCCCUUCUCACUGACUGCUCCUGCAAAGAGUCAAGUGGAGCUCUGGUCAUGAUAGAAUGAACCACAAUUUCUCUACCACCACCACUCUUAACAUGCCCACCAAUCCUUAACCAAUACUAACAGCAACCUUCUCCCCCAUGUGCCUUCCUAGCUCUUGUGUGGCAUUAACAGAACCAGUAGUGUUGGAUAUGAAAUAGUUUGCAGUGUGAGUAUGCCCAUUGGUUCUCUCUUCCCAUCUAGUGGAGCAGGGUGUGUGUGCAAAUUUCAGGGUAUGAUUUUUCUCUUGAUUUCCCUCUUUCCCACACGGGGCAUCUGUGAGGCAAAAACACAGUAGCAAAACACAGUUUCUGUUACCUAUCUUUGAGAUUUAAGUUUGCCUAAACAGAGCAAAGGUGUGAUGCGUCUAGGGCAGCAAAUUCACCUGCAUUGUCCUAGCUUUCUGGAUCAGAAACCCAGUUAUAACUUGGGUUGAACACAAUAAUCUCAAGUGGAUCAAGUGGGAUUCAAACACGUAGAUCAGGGUGGGAAACAAAGAAGAUGAACAAGUUGCAUGACCUAGAACCAUCCCAACGAGGCUGUGUAGAGAUCCCAGCCCGAUCAAAGAAAGUACUUUUUCACACAGCACAUAGUUAAACUAGAAAGUUCACUACCACAAUGAUGGUGGCCAUCAAUAUGGAUGGCUUUAAAGGGAGAUUAGAUGAAUUCAUGGAUCUGAAGGCUGUCCUAGUUGUGGUGGCCAUAGGCUGCCUUCAUCAUUGGAGACUGCAUGCAUCUGAAUACAGUCAAACAUCGGAUCCUGAACGCCUCCGUUUUGGAAUGCUUCGGCUCCCAAAUGCCGAAAACCCAGAAGUAAAUGCUCCGGUUUUUGAAUGUUUUUCGGAAGCCGAAUAUCCAACACGGCUUCUGCUUGAGGGCAGGAAGCUCCUGCAACCAACUGGAAGCUGUGCCUCAGUUGUCAAACAUUUUGGAAGCCAAAUGGGCUUCCAGAACGGAUGUCGUUCGACAACCGAGGUUUGACUAUACCAGUUGCUGCGGAACCUAACAGUAGCAGAAUGCCACCGCCCUCAUGCCCUGCUUGUAGGUUUCCCAGAAAUAUCUGGUUGGAAGCAGGAUGCUAAGCUAGAUAGAAUUUUGCUAUGAUCCAGCAUGGAUCAUCUUAGUUUGCUUAUGGCCUAGAAAGGGACAGUGUUCUAACAGAGUCCCAAACAGAACUGAAAUAACAUGGAGAUAUCAGCCAUGAUGGCUAUGCUUUGCCUUCACGGUCAGAGGCAGUGUGCUUCUGAAGACCAUUUUCUGGAAAACUUCCAGAUGAGAGAGUCUUGUUGCACUCAGGUCCUACUUAUAGGUUUCCCAUAGGCAUCUGGUCAGCCACUAUGAGAAGAUCCAGGAGGGCUCAACUUAUGUUCUUAUGUUUAUAUUGUUGGUGAGAUGAGCAUUUCCCUCCAAUAAUUUGGCCAUUUCCAUAUGUGCUAUUUUUAAAACGAAUAUUCAAAUUUAAGACUGCAGAGCCCUAGCCAACAUCGAACUGAAAUGUUUGGUUCCUGUUUCUGCAAGACAUGGUCAUGCCGUGGGACCCACAGAUGCCCCCUCUGGACUUCUUGACUAAUGCCCCUGAAUGCUAUAAUCAAAAUGAAUUUCAAGUUGGGGGGGGGGGAAUCAUAUCUUGGCUAUCAUGUCCAGGAAAUCAUCGGCGCAGCCACAUAAUUGCCUUGGUCUUCACAAUUUGUCAAUACUCCCGUAACCAGUUGUACCUUGUUAACAAAUCACUGAGAAUUUUGAUUUGGGGGUGUGCGUGAUUGAGAAAGAAGAACGGCCGUAUUUUAAAGCAGUGGUUCUCAAAGAUGAGCUCCCCAAAAGGAGGCACAGACAGCCAUCAUGGGAGGCAUAGGCCACGUUCACAGCAUACAUUUAAAACACUGUGAAACCACUUUAAAUGAAUUAUGUGAGCUGUAGUUUGUCAGCGGUGUUGAGUGGGGUUAGGAGACCCCGGGCACAAUUCAAAGUGUUGGUGCUGACCUUUAAAGCCCUAAACGGCCUCGGCCCAGUAUACCUGAAGGAUCAUCUCCACCCCCAUCGUCCAGCCCAAACACUGAGGUCCAGCGCCGAGGGCCUUCUGGCAGUCCCCUCACUGCGAGAAGUGAGGUUACAGGGAGCCAGGCAGAGGGCCUUCUUGUUAGUGGCCCCCUCCCUGUGGAACACCCUCCCAUCAGAUGUCAAGGAAAUAAAGAACUAUCUGACUUUUAGAAGACAUCUGAAGGCAGCCCUGUUCAGGGAAGUUUUCAAUGUUUGAUGAAUUAUUGUAUUUUAAUAUUUUGAUGGAAGCCGCCCAGAGUGGCUGGGGAAACCCAGCCAGAUGGGCAGGGAUAUAAAUAAUAAAUUAUUAUUAGUAUUAGUAUUAUUCCCCUCAUGGAGCCACAAUUCCCAAAGUUCCUUGUGAAGAGGGAUGGAUUAUUAAACAGCUCUGGGAAUUAUCAUUUUGGCAGGGGAAGUGGGAUCUCCAACAGCUCCCUUAAGAAGCCUCAGUUCCCAAGCUUCUCUGGAGAAAGCCAGCUCUGUUAAAAAGUGGCAUGAUACUGCUUUAAAUAUAUGGUGUGAAUGUGGCCAUAAGUCUCCUGAGUCACGUCUCUUCAUUUGGUAAGUUUACUCUGAGUAGGACUAACAUUGGACUCCCCCUCUAGGGAGUGACCAGCCUGCUGCCAAAACAUUUCCAAACAAUUCCUACCCUGAAGUUCCAACAUUUGAAGGGGACUUGUGUUUGAAUGUUAAAACCAAACCAGGAUAAAAUAUAAAAAAUAGAUUUUGAAACAAACAAAAAGCAUACAUUAUAAGCGAAAGAAAAUUAGGCAGCCUAAUUAGGCAACCAUUAAAAAGAAAACAAUUCCCAUGUUAUAGGAAAAUGCUUAGUAAAAAUGGGGAAGAUUUAAGCCAGUGCCUAAAGAUAGAGCAAUACAGUGGUACCUCAGGUUACAAACACUUUAGGUUACAGACUCUGCUAACCCGGAAGUAGUACCUCGGGUUAAGAACUUUGCUUCAGGAUGAGAACAGAAAUUGCGCGCCGGUGGCGUGGCAGCAGCAGGAGGCCCCAUUAGCUAAAGUGGUACCUCAGGUUAAGAACAGUUUCUGGUUAAGAACAGACCUCUGGAAUGAAUUAAGUUCGUAACCAGAGGUACCACUCUAAGCACCAGGUGAAAGCAUCUGGGAGAGUGCUCCGUAAUUAGGGGUGCCACCACAGCAAAGGCCCACUUUCUGGCUUAAAGGUAUUCCAUAACCAGGAGCCACUACAACAAAGGCCCUAUUUCUGGUGGCCAUGCGACUAACAGAGGCAGGGGCACCCAGAUCAGGGCUUCAGUUGGUAAGCUCAUGUGCCACAUGGCUGGGGAGAUCCCCAGGGGAGAUGCUAAAUGUCCCUUGGAACAUCUAGCUAGGCCCUGAUGACCACUGUUUUAAAGUAUGAAGCCAUGUUACGUAAUGAAACCUGCUCUUCCUCUCCCACCUACUCUCCCAAGAACCCUGGUACCACUAUAUAUCGAUUGUGUUCACAGGUCAGACAUCACUCUUGAGUAGGCAUGUUCUGGGGCCAUAAGUCAUGGUAAGUCUACAUCUCAAGCCCCUGGUGUUACUUAGUAGGUCAUCUCCUGCUUUCUGCUGUCGUUGGGACCUCAUGGUCAAAGGUUUCAUCAUUCCUUCCUUGGCCUUCUUGCCACCUCUGUUGGCAUAAGCGAGGCUGUUGUACUCUGGUGGUGGAGCUGGUGUUCACGGGAACUUAUAAGGAGCCAAGAGAGCCUAAGCAAUCCAUGGAGUUUCCACGGGUUUUCACACUUCUUUCUUGUGAGUUUGCAUUUCUGUGGUCACCUCUGAAGAUCCUCUGUUCCCAACUUCUUGACUGAUUUUUCUCCUGCUUCCUCUUGAAUUCUAAACCUGAAACGAAGGAAUGGGCUUAGAGCAAGGGGUGCAGUUGGGGACAUCAGGAAUGGGCAACCUGGUGGGGCAACACUCCUUCUUUGACCUCCAGUCGGUUGCAGCACUUAUGUUUACCAGCAGCAAAGUCAUUGCAGUGCAAAUGCGCCACUGAAGAUUAUCUGCUGAUGCAUUUGCACCUAGCUGCCAUUCUCGCCCCUCCAGCAGCAAUAUGACUGUGAGCAGCCAUCUGCUGCUGGGUGACAUCCAGCUUUGGUCAGAAAGAACAGAAAUAGGUUCAUAUUGCAAGAUGAACUUGGUGGAUGGGCAUUUAAAUCCAGUUUUCAUCCAGAGGGUGCUUCCAGAAUGCAAAUUCAGAUCUCGCACACAGGACACUGGCAACAGGUGUUUCUUAUUUUUUUUUAUUUAAAAAAACUUAGCAUGGAAAAUGUAAAUCCUGAUUAAAUACAGACUGGUAUAUGGGAAAUACAGACUGGUAUAUGGCAUCAAAUGGCAUAAAUGCACAAUAGAUGCCUGUCCUUAAGGGUAACUUUCUGUCUAGGUCAGUGGCUCCCAAUUAGGGGUCCAGGAACCCCUGGGCGUCCAUGGAACGCACCCAGGGGGUCUGCAGUCCCGUCCCUUGCCUCCCCCCAACUAAAUUUUUGUCAUUUUUUUUGCAGGCUAAUAUCACAAAUUUUAUGGUCUGUUUUUAGUAUACCUAAAAUCCCUUGCUUAUUAGGGGCUACCCUACAUUUUGUUCGGAAAAAUUACUUUGUAGAGGUAACUGCCGCAGAGUAAUCAAAAUUGUCAAAAGUAGGGGGUCUGUGGUUUGGCUUUUGAAAAAUAGGGGGUCCUCAGUAAUUAGCUAAUUGGGAACCACUGGUCUAGGUCAUCACAGUAUUAUUAUUAUUAUUAUUAUUAUUAUUAUUGCUACUACUAUUAUUAUGAGCUGCAACAAAUUGUUGCAGUGUGCGGAGCACCUGUUCUUCUGCCAGCCAUGCCCUUUCCCAUUUCACCACUAGCCUCCAGAUCUGUAUUACACAAACGCAUACCAGAUAUUUAGCAUCCUGUACCCAAUGAGGAUGCUCAAUUCCUAUUGGGCCAAUUUUCGGUGCCCCAACCUACCCCUGCUUCAAGUGGGGUUGGUUACUUUUUUAAAAAAACUACUUCAAAUGUUCCCCCCAAGUCUUCCAAUACUUCCUUUUUAAUGCAUUCUGUGACAUUUGGGCUAUGUAAGGAUCACAACUUGCAGAAGCUUGAUGUAUGUGAUCUAUAAUGAUAAUUUUAUAAAUUAUUUAUCAAAAAGCAUUUCUCAUCCACCCAAAGGCACCAGGGUUGAAAUAUAUGCAGCCUACAACCAAAAUGAAACAAUAAGAUUAAAACAAAAUACAGUGGUACCUCGGAAGUCCGUUCGACUUCCAAAGCGUUCGGAAACCAAGGCACGGCUUCCAAUUGGCUGGAGGAGCAGCCAAUCGGAAGCCACGUCAAACGUUUGGGUUUCAAAGAACGUUUGCAAACCGGAACACUCACUUCCAGAUUUGCGGCUUUUGGGAGCCAAAACGUUCGACUCGCAAGGCGUUCGGGAUCCAAGGUACAACUGUGAAGCAAAAACCACAGACUCCGAUUGCCAAAUAAAUCUAGCAGCUGUAAAAGAAAUCCAAAUGUCCAAUAUGUCUCACCCAAGGACUGUGCCCAAGCCAGAGAGAAUGCAACAGGAACUGCUUUAGCUUGGAAGCCUUCUGAAAAAUCUGUCUCUUAUCGCUCUUCCUUUAAAUGUGCCGGCCCUUGAAAGGGUACCCCCCCCCGCCUGCAUUGGGGUGUCCACCAGGAUGACCUUUCUAAUGCCUCUCUUUGCCCUUGCAGCUUUAAAGAAUUUUGAUGGAGACCCACGUGACCGGAGGAAACCAUCGAGGCAACAGGGAGAGCCUUGCCGGAGGCGGUUGGUUUUGUUGCCCGCUCCCCUUGUUCACAGCGGGAGGAAUAAAUGAAGCUGCAACGGGAUGUGCUCCAGAAACAAAAGUGAACUCUCUUGCCAAACACCAGUCAAGCUGAUCACCAAGCUUCACACUUUUUUUAAAAAAGAAAAGAAAAUAAGAAUAAUAACUGACGGAAGGGAACAGGGGAACAUGAUGCCGUGGAACCAAAGGAGAAAAAGAAAAGCUGGCAUAUUUGAGAUCCGUGCCAUAUCCAAAGCAUCUCUUUUGUAUCGAUUGCCCUUUUGUUACUGCGAUUUUUUAUUAUUAAAAAUGGCACGGGACC
This is a messenger RNA of Podarcis lilfordi (Lilford's wall lizard), 57498 nucleotides long. NCBI's taxonomy places the organism in Eukaryota, Metazoa, Chordata, Lepidosauria, Squamata, Lacertidae. The record is from the annotation of a GenBank genome assembly.